Messenger RNA from Pelobates cultripes (western spadefoot toad), 54911 nucleotides. NCBI's taxonomy places the organism in Eukaryota, Metazoa, Chordata, Amphibia, Anura, Pelobatidae. The record is from the annotation of a GenBank genome assembly.
AUGCCAGGCAGCUCAGAUCUUGCCCCUGCCCUGUCCAGCUGUUCCUCCGGGGCCUCCUCGGUGUCAGUGCAGCGGAGGCCUCCGGGCUCAGCGAGGAGAAAGCGAGACCGCCGGCAGAGGAGGAAGCGGAGGGUGCGGGAGCAGGGCCCCUAUGUGUCCGCCCCAGGAGUGCUAGGCCUCGGUGCAGCGGCCGUGGAGGGAGCGCAGAGUGCAGCCCGGGGUAUGAAGCGAUACCGGGAGCGGCGCGACAGGAAAAAGCGGCGCAGGGACCGGGGCAAGAGGCACCUGCUGAACCAAGAUGGGGCCCUGGCCGCCGCCGCCGCCUCGGUGGAGUAUGACGACGUUAGCUCCCUGUCCGAAGGGGCUCUCUCCGCCAGCGAGCCAGGCCGCGCCGCCAUCCCGCCCGCUCUGGGACUAGGCCUCGGAGCAUCCCCGGCCUCUGAUCGGUGCCCCUCCCCGGCCAUGUUCCCUCCUCAGCCGCUGGCCCUGCUACGCCAGCCCGGGGAUCCCGAGCGCAGCGCCAGGAGGAAGCGCGGCUCCCGCAGGCCGGAGUCCGGGCACCGCAGGAGGGAGGAAGGCCGAGGCGGAAACAGCCGGGCGGAGGAGCGGCGCAGGCCCCUGCCUAUAAAUGAACUGGUUAUUCCCACACCGCUCCUGCUGGCGACGCCCUGGAGGCCCCCGGCAGACGUGGGGAAGAGAGCAGAACUCCGGCCCGCGGCCUCCUACAGGCCCAAGCGGGAGGAGGCCGCGGCCUACAGCAAACAGGCGCCCAAAGCCUACCGAGAGGACAAGGCCUACCGGGCCUCCAUCCAGGGCAACCACCGCAAGACAUCCGCCAGCCCGGCCCGCUCCCCCAGCCCCGGGUACAGCGGACACCGCCAGGCACGCCGCUCCCCCAGCUUCGGCUCCUACGAGAGGACGGAGACCGCCUCCCCCCCGAGCCGCCGGAGAUCCCGGAGCCCAUACAGUCCUGCUGGCAGGUGAGACCCAACAUGGCUGCUGUCAUUCUCUGUAUUAAUGUCAAUUAAUGUCAUUUUACUCCACAGAGCACGUCCUGUGACCGUGUGUAAUAACAUUACUGUAAUAAUCACAAUAACACUAAUAAUAAUAAUAAUGGCUCUUCACCCCGGGGUCAUUGGGGUCUCAUGUCAUGUCUUCAGCUCUCUAUUAGUAGGAACAUUUUUUUAAAAUUAUUAUUAUUACCAUUUAUAUAGCGCCAACAGAUUCUGUAGCGCUUUACAAUAUUAUUAGAGGGGGGAUUUAACUAUAACUUGGACAAUUACAAGAAAACUUACAGGAAUGAUAGGUUGGAGAGGACCCUGCUCAAACAAGCUUACAGUUUAUAGGAUGUCUUAUUGUUAUUGGUAUUUAUAUAGCGGCGGCCUAUUUUACAGCGCUUUACAAUAUUUUGAAUUUAACAAUAAAUGAGACCAUUACAAAUUGUUACAGGAACAAUACGUUAUUCAGGACCCUGCUUGAAAGAGCUUCUGAUCUAAAGGCAGUGGGGGUAUUAAAACAAUAAUAUUCACCUGGCCCCUGUCAACUGCUCUUAACAAGUGAUUUACUGUAGGACCACUGCUUUCCUCAGUACAUUGGAAACCCCCUUAAGGAACAAGUCUUCUUCUAUGAGAUGCGACACAAUUCACUUUUGCCGUGCAUUUGUUUUGCCACAAUUUCCCCAUUUCAUGCAUUUGAUUUUAUAUACCACUUUUUUUUUAUUUUUUUUUCAUUUUUUAUUAUUCUUUAUUUUUGAUGUGCAGUUUCACAAGUAUAAAUUGCAGUACACAUGAAGAAAUAUCAGAGAUGCGUAAACAACAACACUGUUCGCCUGAUAUUGUAAAUGAAAUAAGAAAAUGGUGCGUUCCCACAUUAGUAAGAGAUACAGCAGGAGAAGUAGGUUCAGGCACACUGCACAUUGUUAGUAAGUAGUUUUAUGAGCAGAAAAACUGCAAUUUUUGUUUUUACCACUUGCUUUUAAAGGAGAAAUAGGGCUUUCUUUAGAUAACCUACAUGUAUAUGUAACACAAUACUAAAUAGAAUAAAAUAUAAAAAAAUGGGGACGCAGAAAACAAAUUUCUUUCAGUUUUACUUUUUUAAUAGUUUUUACACACUAAGCGCAACUAAAAAAAGCUAACUUUUAAUUAGUCUUGAUUGUUAAAAUGCGAAAAUAUGACUAGAAUUAAAAGAAUUACCACAAGGAGUGAAUUACAGUUGAAUUACAGUUCUAAAGCUAAAACUGUUGAGAUUACAACUUUUAUAGCAGUCACAGAAUCCACAACCAUUACACAAAAGUGUGUGUAUAUAAUAUUUUUUAUAUAUAUAUAUAUAUAUAUAUAUAUAUAUAUAUAUAUAUAUAUAUUUAUAUAUAUAUAUAUAUAUAUUAUAUACACAUUAUAUACACACACUUGUUACACACACGUUUUAUUUUGUGGAAAUUCAUGAAAUACACAUGUUCUACUACUGCAAACACUCCAUAUUUGUAUUCUGCUACUUAGCUUAAAGGACCACUAUAGUGCCCUGAGGAUGCCCCCACCCUCAGGGACCCCCUCCCGCCCGGCUCUGGGGAGAGGAAAGGGGUUAAAACUUACCUUUCUCCAGCGCUGGGCAGGGAGCUCUCCGCCUCCUAUCCUCCUCCGUUCCUCCCAUUCGGCUGAAUGCGCUCGCGCGGCAAGAGCUGUGCGCGCAUUCAGCCGGUAUCAUAGGAAAGCAUUCUCAAUGCUUUCCUAUAGACGCUUGCGUGUUCUCACUGAUUUUCACAGUGAGAAUCACGCAAACGCCUCUAGCGGCUGUCAAUGAGACAGCCACUAGAGGAAUUGGAGGAAGGAUUAACCCAUUGAUAAACAUAGCAGUUUCUCUGAAACUGCUAUGUUUAUAAAAAAAAAAAUGGGUUAACCCUAGCUGGACCUGGCACCCAGACCACUUCAUUAAGCUGAAGUGGUCUGGGUGCCUAGAGUGGUCCUUUAAGUGCAUUAAUACCCAUAUAUAUCUUCCCCUAAUCUCAUACUCUAUUCCCACCUCUGAGUGAUUCCAUAUGCUGAUGUCCAUACUGACAGCAGAGGGAUUUUCUAGUCCAAACAGUACAGAGGGCUCUAUGAGAUUGCAGCAUGAGAGGAAGAUCUCCAUAUUAUGCUGUUCCAGCCACUGAGAAUGGUGCUGGGCAGCUGGCAAAGGCUGCGCCAAGCUGGGGGGACCCUAAAUGUAUUUGGCCACAUUUUAAAUUACUGCAACUGAGUGCAAUCGUACUCUGUCAUGGUAUUUAAAUCCAUUCAGCGAGAUAUGUGCCACUCUCACUUUGAGCUGCACAUUGCUCUUUUGUCAGUCUGGCGCCAAUAAUUGUGUCCUCGAGUGACUGUGUGCAGUACUCGCUGUGAGUGCUGCACACCAUUAAUCUGUCAGUCUGGUGAUUUAAACCCUGCUGGUACCUUUAAAGCAUUGACCAUCUGUGGCGUCACUAGUCGUUUAGGCCAUCGUGCAGUGCAGGGCUUCCACAGUUAAAUGGUUAAUGUCAUUCUAUUCCAAUGUUGAAACUCUGAUGUUUCACUGCUCAAUUCACUGCCAUUAAAGGACCACUAUCGGCACCCAGACCACUUUAACUCAAUGAAGUGGUCUGGGUGUCAGGUCCAUCUUUCGGAGAAACUCAUUGACACACUCAGUCUCAUUGACAGCCGCUAGAGGUGCUUCCGCGCUUCUCACUGUGGUUUUCACAGUGAGAAGAUGCCAGCCAGCGUCCAUAGGAAAGCAUUGAGAAUGCUUUCCUAUGGACUGGCUGAAUACGCGUGCGGCUCUUGCCGCUCAUGCGCAGUCAGCCGAUUACAUCAGAAGAGGGAGGAGAGUACCCAGCGCUGAGGGAGCCCGGCGCUGGAGAAAGGUAAAUGAUUAAUACCCUUUCUCCCCCUUCAGCCUUGCGGGAGUGGGACCCUGAGGGUGGGGGCACCAUCAGGGCACUAUAGUGGUCCUUUAAGUAGUUAAUUCACUUUUGUUUCUGUCUAUGCAGCCCUAGCCACACCUCCCCUGGUUGUGACUGACACAGCUUGCAUGAAAACAAGAUGGUUUCAUUUUCAAUCAGAUGAGCUUACUUUAAAGGUUUUUAUCUCCUGCUCUGUAAAUUGAACGUUAAUUACAUACAGGAGGCUCCUGCAGGGUCUAGCAAGUUAUUAGAGAGCAGGAGAUAAGAAAUUUAAAAAUAAUUUGAACUAAAGGAAGUGUAAACAUUUAGAUGACUUUUUAUAGGAAGUGCUUAGUCACAUGCAGGGAGUGAUUUAACUCCUAAAUAGCAGAGAAUUGAGCAGUGACCCUGUGGGGAGGUGAUUUAUACACCAAAACGGAUUGAUUAAGCUAAAGUUGUUUAGUUGACUAAAGUGUCCUUUAACGACCAUAUAUGAAAAACAGGAGCCAUUUUUUUUUUUUUUGAAAGUCUUGGUGUGGAAUUUGGCUGUUGGCUGUCAUUGAUAACAGAAAUGUUGGCUGUUUUGUCUGGAGGUUUUAAAAGCUUUUUUUUUUUUUUUCUUCAUACGUGUAUGAUUACAUACCUGCUAGACAGCAUGAAAAAACAUUGCUGAAUGAGCUGGUAACUGAAACUUUUGAUUUUGGACUUACAUUAAAAAAACAAAAAAGGAAGCACCUGUAAAAUGAACACACAAGUGCCCUGAGUUUAGUAGAACAUAAUAAUGGAAAUGUUUUCUGACAUUCUGACAACUGUUGUGUUGUUUUUUUGUUUUUUUUUGUGUGUGUGUGUGUGUCUGUUUAGAUACCUGCUGGGUGCUUACCAAUAUUUCCCACUCCCGUUUUUAACAAGUGUUGCUUUUGCUUUUAGCACUGCCCUUGCUGUUAAAAGACCACUGUAGUGCCAGGAAAACAAACUCUUUUUCCUGGCACUAUAGUGUUAAUAGGUCCCCCUCCCGCCGAGCUGAAUGGGGAGGGAGGGGUUAAAUCUCUUGCCUUUCUACAGCGCCGGGCUCCCUAGCUGCUGGGGACUCUCCUCCGCCUUCGGACGCCAUCGGAUGAAUGUACAUGCGCGCGUGCAUUGUCAGUCCAUAGGAAAGCAUUCUCCAUGCUUUCCUAUGGACGCUGGCGUCUUCUCACUGUGAAAAUCACAGUGAGAAGCGCGUAAGCGCCUCUAGCGGCUGUCAAUGAGACAGCCACUAGAGGCUGGAUUAACCCAUAUGUAAACAUGUUUACAGCAGGCAGGGUUAACCCUAGAUGGAUCUGGCACCUAGACCACUUCAUUAAGCUGAAGUGGUCUUGGUGCCUAUAGUGGUCCUUUAAGUGUUACAUGUAGUUACAUUGAUCUAGGAUGAAAAAGGAUGCAGCCUUUAAAAAUCAGGUUAACAGGACUGUUUACUCUUUCACACUUUAUAAUAUGUUGAUUUCUCUUGAAAUUAGUGCUUUUAUAAAGGUGCUAAUUUGCCGUAGCACAAAAAGAAAAACCAUGCAUUUUCAAUUUUCAGCUCACUGUCUGAAUUAAGCUUCGCACUGCUUGUCUUAGUCCACACUGAGAGGUUCCAGCUCUUUGUCUGAAGUUGUGGUGUGUGUGUGUGUUUUUUGUUUUUUUGUUUUUAAAUUUAUGGACAACAUUUGGCAAAAAAUGACUACACGAUCAAGCUAUUAAAAAUAAGAUAUUACCUGGUAAUAUUUACAGCUGCUAUCUACUAACCUCUCUUUAUAUAUCUAUAUAUAUAUAUAUAUAUAUAUAUCUAUCUAUCUCUAUCUAAUAUAUAGAUAUCUAUAUAUAUAUAUAAUCUCUAUAUCUAUCUAUCUCUCUCAGUUUCAGAGAAACUGCUAUGUUUAUAAUAGGGUUAAUCCAGCCUCUAAAGCCUCUAGUGGCUGUCUCAUUGACAGCCGCUAGAGGCGUUUGCGUGCUUCUCACUGUGAAAAUCACAGUGAGAAGACGCAAGCGUCCAUAGGAAAGCAUUAUGAAUGCUUUCCUAUGAGACAGGCUGAAUGCGCGCGCAGCUCCUGCCGCGCAUGCGCAUUCAGCAGAAGAGGAGGAGAGCUCCCCGCCCGGCGCUGGAAAAAAGUUAAAAUUUAAUCCUUUCCUCACCAUCCAGUCCGGCGGGAGAGGGUCCCUGAGGGUGGGGGCACUCUCAGGGCAAUAUAGUGCCAGGAAAAUUAGUAUGUUUUCCUGGCACUAUAGUGGUCCUUUAAACUUAAAAGGUUACACCAAUCCCUUUGUAAAAAUAUAUAUAUUUUUUUCAUUCACCGUGACCUAUGGGGUAUUAUUAAUAGGCCUCACCCACACACUCUUGAAACCUGCUUCUUGAAGAGAAGCUUGUGAUUGGAUGGUUUUGCUGGUUCAGAACGCUUGCGUGCUAGAAGUUAGUGAGGGGAGGGAAAUUUUAAAUAUAAAACUAAACAAAAGUAAUGCUUGCACGGCCUGCAAGGGAGAAGAUUUUUAGGUCUGUUGCCAGAUGUUAAAAAAUGCACUGAACUGACUGACGUCUCGUGAGCAGGUGGUAUAACUAGCCCCUAGCACACAGGUGCCAAUAUCUCUGGAUGUGCAGUGUUUCAAGUAGAGUACAUUCAAAUUACUGAAGUUUGGUCAUGGUGGUUGGAGUAACCCUUUUAAGAAACUGCUUAGAUGAAGCCGCAAUUAAAAAUGCAUGGACCAUGUUAAAUAAACUCCUGAAAGAAAUGUCGGUUAUAUAUAAACAACCAUCUUUGCAACAUGGAACAUCCGCCCUGUGUGUUGUGCAAAGGAAGGCAGGUGCACUCUAGACCAGCGCCUGCUGCUUUCUUUAAAUGGCUCUGUAACCUUCUAGGGUCUUUGCAUAAUUUGCAAAGAUCCCCGAUGAUAACAUAAACACUUGGAGUAUAGUGCCCCAUGGGUCUAGUGAAGGUACCUUUUUGUCAAGUUUUAUCAAGUUCAGGAUGUUGGUGAUUUUAUGAUAUUACGUUUUCUAACAAUCCGAUAUGACAGUAUGAACAAGAUGUUCAGACAGAGUUUAUAUCCCAUUGUACAGUGCUAUAGAAUUUUGCUGGUGUUAAUAAAUGUGAAACUGUGACGCCAACACAACAUGCCGGCGCCAGACAGACAAUGCAUUUAUUUUAUUUUUUUGUUUGGAGUAACCAUAUCAGGAGAUUGUAAUAGUUAAAAGUUUGCUCCAAGCUUCAUGUCGACUUCAGUGUUUUGCAGUGGUCAUGGUACUUGUAUGUUAAGUGUUUCAGUAUGAAGUUCUGCACAUUGCUGCUGGAGGUGUAACAGCCUCUUUAGCAGCCCAAAAUGAACGUUCUGGAAUUGCUGUUAUUCUGUACAUACAAGGCAUCUGUCGUUGGCACACAUCUUGUCAGGAUUAAUUUAUCACACCUGCUGGUCUUGUCAUUGAAUUACAGCUUUGGUACAUUUUGUUUUCACAUUAGUGCAUCACUUCCAAAGUCAAUGGCCCAUAGUAUGUUGUCUAUAUAGUAAAAUCUUGUCCAGUACAUUGUCACUGAUAAGUCUAAUAUGGGUGUACUGCAGAUUUGUUUUACUUUUGAAAAAUGGAUCACUAAUAUUCACAUUUUUAAGAAUGAGUGAAGGAAAAAGGUAAAAAACCAAAACACUACAGUUUUAAAACAUGUCUGAUAAUUAGCUUGCACACUGGUAGUAAACCAGUGGCUUUAAGUGAUGUUAUAAUGUUAAAUUGAUAACAAAUUAUUACAGCAAUCAAAAUGUUCUUUAAAAAUAAAGCGUGUUCAUGAAAUGGAUACUUCUGCACAAGGCUAUUUUAAGAUUUAUUGGGUAAUUUAUCCUUCAUGAUCAUUGUUACUAAUUUCUUUCAAGAAAGAAAUUCCUUUAGAAAAUGUUGCUUUGCAGAGCACAUUUGUAGUUGUAACUUUAAUUAAAAAGACAGAAUUGACACCAUAAAUGUGCCAUUGCAUGUACAGAAAAUGCUUUGAAGUUGUCUGUAAUGGCAUGAGGUGCCCUGCUUUAACCUAUUAAGCCAAAAGGAUGUCCUGGGUUGUGAUUAAUGACUGUUGUCAAAUUGCCAGUAAGUCAUGUUUUUAACAGCAUUGGCAAUCCAGAUAUCUGUCAAAUUUUGUGUCUUUCCUCACCUGGGGGUUCACUGCUCAAGCUAAUGCAGCAGCAUUAUUUUGAGCAAAAGAGGAACAGAAGAUUACAUGUAUAUUUUUUUUGUACCAAUCAGCAUCUACUCAAGGAGAUGCACUGUGGGGUAUACAGGAGGGGAGGACCUAUAUUAAGUGUUGUAGCGGAGUAGCAGGGGUUAAUCCAAGAGUUCUCCGCUGGAAACAAAGCUUCAGCAUACAAGAAUAUAAAAAUACAGCAUAAUCCCCCUCCCCAAGGACUAGACGACACAUAGUCUGGGAGUCAACUCGCUUUUAUUGCACAAACUCUGCUUUUAUGCAUUUGUCCCAUGCAAGGGAGGUAACUUCCAUAAUUAUUACAGUAUCCAAUCACAUAGUUGAUACCUCCCCCACAUCUCCUCCCCUUAGAUUAACAGUUAAGCUUUUUAACAAGUACACACUUUUCCCCAAUUCGUGGAUGUACCCCAAAUACAGGGGGUACACCUUUAAAUGAGGGGUCCCCUGGUAGCCCUGAUCUGGGUGAGCAACAUACUCAAAAAUCACCCAGAUCGGACCAGGGGUUCAAGAGUUAUGGCAAGGAAAAGAUUUAACCGACCGCACGGGCACAGUAGCCGAAAAUAGUUCCAUGAAUUCUGGCCCUGCGGUCGGUCUCUGUUCGUGUAUAAAAAGUCCCGAAAGUCCUUGGCAUCCAGGCUUGACUUGGCAUUCGUAUGAAUCCCCUAGUUCACGGGAUUCAACAUACCGAAUGCUGGGUGGUUCGGGGAGUUUAUUCGUCACUUUCUGGCGUGCUGGAGGUCUUAGCGGUACUUGGUUAGUCGAAUGCCCGAUUUGGGUUCCAGGCAUUCGACGACCAAGUACCGCUGUUCGUGCGUAAGAUGGCCGCCGCCGCGUGUUGGGUAGGCGAAUGGCGGCCGCACACGAACCUUCAAUUAGCACUCUUUGCAACAUUGUUGCCUUCGGUAAUGAGGGACACACGACCACACCGGGGUGGUCCCUCACUCGGUAUUUUACAGGUUUUCGUGUAAACCACAGUACAGGUAGUUCGUGAACCGAUUUACUGGUGAUUACUGCCUUAAUAGUCAUACGGCCAAUUGAAAUAUUGAGACCAAUUAAAUACUUGAAUUAUUGAACUUUUCUUAAGAAAAGAAAAGACCAAAAAACACUUAUUUACAAUGUGAGCAGGAUACUACUUUGCUGCAGAAGGAUUUAGAUAGAUUUGGGGACUGGGUACUAAAAUGGCAGAUGAAUGUAAUGUAGAUAAAUGCAAAGUUAUGUACUUUGUGGUAAAGCAGGGCUUGCCAAAUUCCAGGUCGCCAUGGCGACCAGGAAAUUUGUCCUGGCACCUGGGAUUUGUGAGCCUGUCUCCUGAGGUGACUGGCUGCCUGAAAGCAGAGGCAGGCAGUUGGAUCACAGGGGGGCUGAGGCAGGCUGCUGACUGAGUGAGGCGGCCGGCUAAUUGAGACGUGAGGGAGGGAGACCGGCUCAUGGAGAGCUGUGAGAGGCGGGCGGCUGACAGAGGGAUUGGGGCGGCUGGCUCAUUUAUUGCUGAGGGAGGAAGAUGGCUGACGGAGGGGGCAGCCGGGUAUCGGAAAGCAGAAGGAGGCGGGCGGACGGAUGACUCAAUGCCGCGGCGAGGGAGCUGUAAUCUCCCUGCUCUGCUCCCUCGCGCGGCUUGUAGUGAUGCCGGGUUAUGAUGUCAAUCUGGACCCCGGCUCACUAAACAGUGCGCGAGAGGGAGCAGAGUAGGGAGAUGAGAGCAGCCCCACUGGACCCCAGGGAAAGCCUAUCCACUCCAGCUCUCCAGAAGUAAGGAGCCUGGGUGGUUUUAGAUAAGUAAUUACUUGUGAGUAAGUGUGUGUGAGGAAAUCAAGAAAAAAUAAAAACAAUCCCAGAUCAGGAUGCGUGUGUAUAAUUUCUGUUUUCAACAUUUUGAAUCCUCCAUAUAUGUCUGUGAGAUAAAGGCUUCUUUGAAAGUGGAGAAGUCCCUGAGGGACGACGGAGCAGAGUCAGACCUAUGCACCUGAUGUUUUUGGUGUGUGUGUGUGUGUGUGCGUGGGUUUUUGUUUUUUUUUGGGGGGGGGGUGGGGGGUUUCCUGAAGAAAUACCACUUGUGGGUUGUGUUUAUGGAGAUGGGAUACUAUAAGCUUACAUUUGAUUGGGGUGUUAAGGCCAGGUUAGCAAUGUAAGCCCUUGGUAGUGAAACCUCAACCUGGGUCAAUAGAGUAAAUUAUAGGGUACUGGUUUGCUUACUACCCAUAUCUCAGCCAAUAGGGAGAGGAAGGUGAUGGUCCCUUGUGCCUAGCAAAAGUGGGAGUACUAAUAGAGAGCAUAAGAACAAAUAACAUUAAUGAGAAAACUUUAAACAUAUUUAAACUUUCAAUCGGUUGAAACGGUCUCAGAACCAUCAGUCUCUAAUGAACUUUAGAAUCCAUAUGUUGGAUAACUCUCUGGUUAUGUCAAGAGAUUUGAUCGGUUCCUACACAGUAACAGGAUAGGAUUCGUUGUCAUGGGUGUAAUUAAAUUUUGCUUGAAAUUGGAGUUGAAAUGUAUCCUCUCAGCCAGGGGUUUGCACAAAAAAAAUUGGCGUCUUUUAGCUGCGAUUUCUGGUGAAUAUUCUUGAAAGAUGAAAAUUCUGUGUUAUUGGUAAGUUAUUUCAUUUGCGCUUCAGUAUGCUUGGAGUAUGGAUUCCUUGUGGCUGCAUGAGUCAAGGUUUUAAAGGCGGUGUGCUCAUUCUAUUAGGAGUGGUUUGUCAGAACUGUAGUUGAGAUGCAGGACCUCCGGUAUCUAAUUUUGGAGAAAUGGGAGCGUUUCUUCUGCUCCUAAUUUCAAGAGCCUCAACCUUCAUUUCUAGUUGUCUGAUAAGAUCAGAUUGUUGUUGAGCUUCCAGUUUAGAGUCCGUUUGAUAGCCUUGAAUAAAGGCAUAGUGACUGGAAGUCACUUUAUCAACCAUAUUGCCAAUAGUGUGGUGUAUUGUGUAGAAUUUUGCUUCCAGUUUAGGACAGUGAGGCAGUAAUAGCAUCUGUUUAGUGAAGUGGCGUUGGUAUUCGGUACAUCUAGACUAACUAAAGCGUCCGUUGUGGCUGGGCUUGAUGGUGUGGAAGAUGGUGUGGAAGAUGGUGUGGUUUUUUUUUUUUUUCUGAGCCUAUGUGUUAACGAAAGGGAUUUGAAAUGUUUUGGCUGUGUUUUAGUUUUUUCUGGAUUGUACAAAUUUCACCAAUAUUGUUGGUGUAGCAAAGUCUAGAGGAAAAAAAAAAAUCCUUAUUGACCCCAGAAAGGCAGUCUGAUGUCUUCUUUCUUAAAAAGCUAUUACCCCACAAAUUAAAAAUUUACAUCCCUGAUUAUUUUUAUUUUUUAUUUUUUUUCGGGUAUUCAUCCAGUUGCUGUUUAAACAUACUCUGAUAAAACCACCUCUUCAGGCAGAUAAUUUCACAUUCUUAUCUGUUCUUACUGUGAAAACCCUUGCCUUUUCCUUAAAGGAUCACUAUAGUGUCAGGAAAACAAAGCGGUUUUCCUGACACUAUAGUGCCCUGAGGGUGCCCCCACCCUCAGGCUCCCCUCCCGUGGCGCUGAAGAGGUUAAAACCCCCUCACCAGCUUACCUUAUUCCAGUGCCGGGCUCCCUCAGUGCUGGUGACCUCUCCUCCCCGUCCGACGUCAGCUCCCUAGUGGACACUCCUAUGGACACUCUGCGCGAUGGAUGCGAAAUUCGCAUCCUGCGUUGCAGAUGCGCCUCUAGUGGCUGUCCGGAAGAAAGCCACUAGAGGCUGGAUUAACCCCAAAUGUAAACAUAGCAGUUUCUCCGAAACUGCUAUGUUUGCAUCUGAAGGGUUAAAACCUGAGGGACCUGCCACUCAGACCACUUCUUUGAGCUGAAGUGGUCUGUGUGACUAUAGUGUCCCUUUAAACUAAAUCUCUUUUUCUUCCUGUCUAAAUGUGUGACCUUGUGAACUAUGUAGAGUCCUGUUUAUGAAAAGAUUUACAGAAAUUGAUUUGUUUAUUAUUGGUCCCGAAUAUAUUUGUACAGUGCUAUCAUAUCCCCUCUGAGGUGCAGUUUUUCUAAACUAAACUGACUUAAACUUAUUAACCUUUCUUCAUAACUAAAACGUUCCAUUCAUUUUAUUAAUUUUGUAGGCCUCCUCUGCACUUUUCAUAGUGACAUAUCCUUCUUUAGAGCAGGUGCCCAAAAUUGCACAGCAUAUUCAAGGUCUUACCUUUGAUUCAUAAAAAGGCAACAUUUUAUUUUCCUCCCAAGAAUUAAUGCCCCUUUUUACAUAUGAUGGUACCUUACUGGCCUUAGCAACUGCUGGUGGACAUUUCACAUUGUUGCAUAGUUUGUCUAUAAAAAUUUAAAAAUCCUUCUCGUGUGUGGUUAUCCCAAUUUAACUACCGUUUAGGGUUUAAGUUGCUUGUGUAUUCUUUGCCACAGGGCUUGACAAAUUUGUUCGAAAUCUAGGAGCCAGCUAGAAAAAUAAGGAGCCGGAGAAAUUAACGCCAAAAAUACAAUUCUUAAAGAGACACUAUAGUCACUAGAACCACUACAGCUUAAUGCAGUUGUUCUUUAGUCUAUAUCCUGUCCCUGAGCGCUUUUCAAUGUAAACAUUGACUUUUCAGACAAAAGGCUGUGUUUACAUUGCUGCCUGGUAACAUCUCUAGCGACAGUCACUCAAAUGGCCUCUAGAGGUGCUUCCUGGGUCAGUGCUUCACAGUGUGCAGCACAUACGUUAAUGUUCCCUAUAGAGAUGCAUUGAUUCAGUGCACCUCUAUGAGAAUUUAAAUUGGCGCUGUGGCAUUUUCCUUGUGCAUGCGCAUAGUCUUCCAAUGCUAUCCUAUGGGGAAGCAUUGGAUUGGCAGAGAUCGUCAAGAUUGAUAAUCUCAGCCAUGGAGGUGGGGACAGCCACAGCAUCAUCAGCACGGUGUGGGGAAUAAAAGGUGAGUAAAAACACUCACAGGCAUACAGACACGCACACUUACUCACAAGUAAUUACUUAUCUAAAACCACCCAGGCUCCUUACUGGAGAGCUGGAGUGGAUAGGCUUUCCCUGGGGUCCAGUGGGGCUACUCUCAUCUCCCUACUCUGCUCCCUCUCGCGCACCGUUUAGUGAGCCGGGGUCCAGAUUGACGUCAUAACCCGGCAUCACUACAAGCCGCGCGAGGGAGCAGAGCAGGGAGAUUACAGCUCCCUCGCCGCGGCAUUGAGUCAUCCGUCCGCCCGCCUCCUUCUGCUUUCCGAUACCCGGCUGCCCCCUCCGUCAGCCAUCUUCCUCCCUCAGCAAUAAAUGAGCCAGCCGCCCGCCUCCCUCUCAGUUUUCCAUGAGCCGGUCUCCCUCCCUCACGUCUCAAUUAGCCGGCCGCCUCACUCAGUCCUCUGUGAUCCGACUGCCUGCCUCUGCUUUCAAACAGCCGGUCACCUCAGGAGACAGGCUCACAAAUCCCAGGUGCCAGGACAAAUUUCCUGGUCGCCAUGGCGACCUGGGAUUUGGCGAGCCCUGCUUUACCACAAAGUACAUAACUUUGCAUUUAUCUACAUUACAUUCAUCUGCCAUUUUAGUACCCAGUCCCCAAAUCUAUCUAAAUCCUUCUGCAGCAAAGUAGUAUCCUGUUUACAUUGUAAAUAAGAGUAUUUAUUUAUUUUUUUUCUUAAGAAAAGUUCAAUAAUUCAAGUAUUUAUUUGGUCUCAAUAUUUCAAUUGGGGAUCUGAUGUGCAUGCGUGGGAGCGGAAGUGCCUCUAAAUGUGUGCUUAACCCUUUAAUGUAAACAUUAGUUUCUACAAAACUGCAGUGUUUUGGACCGCUGCACUCUGAACACAUUUGCGAUAAAGUGGUCUGGGUUACUUUAGUGGGCCUUUUAAAACCAUUGGAUGCAGCCCACCCCGCUCUAAAACAAAAAAAUCUGCUAAAUUUAUCCUGUAAUGUAGCAUGGCAGUCUGUUGAAUGACUGUUGCUCCUCUUUUUAUGAGAGCAUGAUGAUUUGUGGUAUAAUCCAUUGUUUCUCAUAGAGGAGCUUUAGGGACAUAUGGCACAUAUGCAGCAUUCAUCAUUUCUUACAAUCUGACGCUUCCCGUGGAGAAGCACUGAACCCAGUUCUUAUCUGUGGAAGCAUUCCCAUUGUUUUUUAGAGACGCCAAACAUAAAGACUUUCAAUAAUUGAUAGUCUUCAAUGAGGAAUUGCAUUUAGUGUCUAUCUGUUUGACAAAAUAAGUUUGCUCAGCAUAAAUUAUUUUCAAGGAAUGCAGAAAAAAAUAUUUGUUUACAGUUUUUUGAUAAACGUUGUCGACAUUCAAAAAAGCAAAUAACUGUUUGUCUUUUUGCUUGGUUGUUUCAUAUAGGCGUACAGCGAGGUCACGGAGCAGAAGCCCUUAUAAAUCACGCCGUUCUCGGUCACGGAGCAGACAUAAAGUUUCCAAGUCCAGAAGCAGACAGUCUAGCAUCUCUCCAGGCACCUUGACAUUAAAGAGCAGCUUAGCAUCAGAGCUGAGCAAGAACAAGAAAGCCAGGGAAGCCGAAGCGGCCAGAGUCUUAGCCAAAGCUUCCACCACCUCCACCCCGACUAAAACCCACCCAGAGGUUGGCAGCAGUGUACCACAAGCAAACCACACCAAGGAGCAAACAAAGACAAAAAUGGAGAUUACUCCAUCUCCCUCUGUGAAGACCGAGAAACCCAAGGUUAAGGCACCUACACAAGAAUUAAAAGUGGAGAACAACCAUCCCGUAGAUAAAACUUCCAAGCCACCUGUGAAAGUAACUAAGGUUGAUACAGUUGGAGAUGGAAAAUCUACACAGAAAGAAAAGAACAAAGUGCAUAAAAAAAGUGUGACUACUAGUGAAAAGGUUAAAAUUCCAUCCUCUACUUUGUCAUCGUUACCCUUUCCUCCAAUGCUCUCCAGUGAUGCAGAAAGGUAUUUUUAUAUAUUUAUUUUUGUACAAUAUUACGUUUUAAUGACCGCAACACAUCAAAGAAACUUUUCUUUAUAUGUGUAGUUCAAAUUAUUGAUUGUUCUCCUGUCACCUGUAUAUCUACCUCCGGUGUGUCUAUCUCAAGGCAUUGGCAGAGUUUUGUUUUUUAAUUUGAAAAUGAGAAACUAGUGAGAGAAUGGUAAGGAAAACUAAUAUAUAUAUAUAUAUAUAUCUCUAUCUCUCAGUAAAUACACAUGAGUGCAUGGCUGCUCAUCCUUUCCCAUAAUCACUUCAGUGUUCUGGAAUUUCACCUAUUCACUAUACAACGAAUUGACAAGGGAAUUGCCAAUGUUAGGCCAAUAUAAUGGAAUCUGGAAAAUGGCUGAAUUGAACAAUUCUUGUAGCUUGUUGAUUUUGGUUUAAUAGGGUAUUCUAAAAACCAGUAACACUACAGCCCAUGGUAUUAUGGUUCCAGCAUACCCUAGGCUCAAUUACUUUUUCUGUGUCAAACUUUUUUUGAGUGGCUUCAACUCAAACCAAGGGUCCCUCGUGGAGUCGGAUCCUUAUUUGGCAUUUUUGUAAUGUAAAAGUUCCACUUCUGCAUUAGUGGUGGUUUUCAUUUAAUAUCUCCUUCUAGGAAAUGCUUCUGAUUUUACCUUAUAAAAGUAUAUACUGAUCUAUUGGCUUCUUUAUUCAACAAUGUUAAGAGUGGCCUGGAGUUUCAUUUCCAUUAAUCUCAGUCUGCCAAAGACCUAAACCUCCUGGUGCUAUACUGACACACCCUAUUGUACAACAUGAACUGUAGGAUUGAAAUAAAAAGCCUAUCACUAUACACUUUUUUUUUUUCUCUUUAUUGGAUAAAUGUAUAUUGUCCAAUUGUUUUAGGCAGGUGUUAAAAAAUGCUGCGAAGUCAGAAUAUUUGAUAGUGUUAAUAGUUUAUUUUUAUAAAACAAUUAAAAUUAUUAUAAAAUAAAUGUUAAAUUAGUGAACAGAAGAAAAAUCGAAAUCAGAUUUUUGGAUGACCGCCUUUCAAAACUUCAUCUGUUUUUAUAGGUACACUUGCAGAAAGUCAGGAAUUAUGUAGGCCUCAAAUAAAUUCCAGCCUUCUAGUUUAUCUAUCCAUAUCAGGGCAACUGAAAUUCCGAAAUUUUUAUUGAAAUAAGUGUGGUUGCUCUUUGUUCCUUUUUUGUAAGUGCCACUCUGUCUCUCUAAGUUUUAGAGGCUGCAUCCCAGGACAAUUGGUCAAAAAAGAAAUGGAAAGGAAACUCCGUCACUUGCUGUAUGAUUUGCCUCUACCACCUGUCCAUACUGGAUCUGGGGACUUGACUCAUAGUCCAGAAGGGAAGAAAGCACAGUCAAAGAGCAAAAGGAGACCUAAGUAAGUUAAAAUCGUUUAAUGUUCUAGAAGUAUUUUCUGUCAAUUACUGUAUAAUUUAUGAGGACUGAUGUUAUUGUAAUGCACUGUUUUACAAUGUGAUUAAUGUUAAGCAAGCAGCUUUUUUGGUGUAGGAUUAAAAAUGCUCAGUUGUAUGAAACCAAUUGCAGAUAGUGUUCUUUCCCCCCUCUCCCCUGUCCCAGUGUUUCUUUCUCACCCCCCCGUCUGAGUGUUUCUUUUCCCCUCCCCCCCCGUCCCAGUGUUUCUGUUCCCCUCCCCGCCCCAGUGUUUCUCCCCUCCCCCGCCCCAGUGUUUCUGUUCCCUCCCCCGGCCCCAGUGUUUCUGUUCCCCUCCCCCGGCCCCAGUGUUUCUGUUCCCUCCCCGCCCCAGUGUUUCUGUUCCCUCCCCGCCCCAGUCCCGCCCCAGUGUUUCUGUUCCCCCUCCCCCGCCCCAGUGUUUCUUUUCCUCUCCCCCGCCCCAGUGUUUCUUUUCCUCCCCCGCCCCAGUGUUUCUUUCUCCUCUUCCCCGGCCCCAGUGUUUCUUUUCCUCUCCCCCGCCCCAGUGUGUUUUUCCUCUCCAGUCCCAGUGUUUCUUUUUCCUCCCCCGUCCCAGUGUUUUCUUCCCCCCAGUGUUUCUUUUCCUCCCCCUGCCCCAGUGUUUUUUCCCUCCCCCGGCCCCAGUGUUUCUUUUCCCUCCCCCCCGCCCCAGUGUUUUUUCCUCCCCCUCCCCAGUCUUUUUCCAGUGUUUCUUUCCCCCCCCCGUCCCAGUGUUUCUUUUCCAAUAUAUAUCCAAUUUAUAUUUCUGUAUCUUAGGAUUUGUGGUCCUCGCUGUGGUGAAAUCCAUGAGAAUGAAAUUGAUUGGGGCAAACGUUGUGUGGACAAGUUUGAUAUCAUUGGAAUCAUAGGGGAAGGCACCUAUGGACAAGUUUACAAAGCCAGGGAUAAAGACACAGGUAAGAAAAAUGGGUCCAUUGUUAAGCAAUAUAUAUAUAUAAUUUUUUAUUUUUUUUAUUUCUUCACUGAAAAUCACUGUGAUUUUUCUAGGCCAAGUUCGUGGAAUCACCUGUCAGCCUUAUUUUGAUGUCAGCUUGUCAAUAAUUGAAUGCUGACAAAUAAAAUAAGUCCUAUAGAGAAAACCUAACUUAAUAUUUCUGUUGUUGCUUUAAAACCUCUUAUUAAUAUUAUUAUUAUUUAUAAAGCACCAACAAAUGCAUCGCUGUGCAAUAGAUGGUCUAACACACUAGUAUUUGUAACAAGACGCGUUGAACGUACAGGAAGAGAGGGUGUAGAGGACCCCGCUCAAGCGAGCUGGAUAGAGUGGGGUAUGGGUAGGAUGUAUUUCAUGUAUGGGAAAAAGUAGAUACUAGAAUAGUUUACAAUGGAUGUUUUUUUUCGAUGGCACAGUUGCAGGAGAGGAAGCAAAGUUGGUUUCCAAGGUGUGGGGAUUGAAAGCUAGUAAAAAAUUAAAUUGAUAUGCAUUGCUAAAGAAGUGUGUUUUUAAUGAUCCUUUGAAGGAACAGAGACUAGGUGAGAGUAUAACGAAGAAGGAAAGGUAGUUCCAUAGGAACGGAGCAGCCCUAGAGAACUCUUGCAGGUGGAGUACGAACGGCGGAUAGAAGCAGAGCGCAAGCACUUGGAUGAGACAUACUUGUGUUUUAGUGUGGAUCGGUAGGAACAGUGUUAUGUAGAGAUUUGUAAGCAAGCACCAGAAUUUUAGAUUGAACCAUAAAUCUUACGGGAAGCCAUUGUAAGGACUGACACAGGGUCGAGGUAUGGGACGUGCGGGCAGACUUGAAGAUGAGCCUUGACACCGCAUUCAUUAUAGACUGUAACGGGGCAAGCUGGAAACACGUAAGAUCACUGAAGAGUUUCAAGUGGCAUGGACCAGCACUUAAGCCAUAUCUGAUGUUAGGGGCAAAUGAAAGGUAUGUUAUUGAGAUGGAAGCAGCAGGAUUUGGCAAGUGACUGGAUUGGUGAAGGAGAGUUUGGAGUCAGAACACCUAGGCAGGGAGCCUACGAGGUGGAGUUGAUGGUAGUGUCAUUGACUUAAAGGGAUACAGACAUGUGAAUUGCAACACUUGAGGGAGGAAAGACCAGAAAUUCUGCAUUGGACAGGUUAACUUUAAGGGCGUGAUCAGCCAUUCAGAUAGAAAUGGCAGAGAGGCAGUUGGAGACUCGAAUCAAGAGGGACGGUGAAAGAUCAGGAGAGAACAGAAAUAUUUCUGUGUCAUCUGUAUAGAAGUGAUAUUGGAACCCAAAAUGGCGAAUUAGUUUACUUAGGGAGGCAGUAUAGAUUGAGAACAGUAGAGUAAGAAGGACAGAAGCUUGAGUGACAUCAACUGAGAGGGGUAGCAUAGAAGAGCGAGAGCCAGAAAAAGAAACCCUGAAAGCGUGCUGGGAGAGGUAGGAGGAAAACCAAGAAAGAGCGGAGUAGUGUAACUAGUCUAGUUUUCUUUUCCGGAAGAGCCAAACUGUACAAGCGUAGCAUCAAUUUAUAGUGGAGGAAGUCAGAUGCAGAAUGAGACUUUCUCCAGCGACGUUCAGCAUUUCUGGAGCAUUUUAUUUGUAGGUAAUGGGUCAGCUUAGUGUGCCAAGUGGCCAUCUAAGGAUUGGUCAUUUGGUGGUGUCCCUAGUGGCAAUGUAAACACUGACUUUUCAUUGAAAAGGCAGUGUUGACAAAAAUGCCUGAAGGGAGCUAUUAUACUCACCAGAACAACUACAUUAAGCUGUAGUUGUUCUGGUGACUAUAGUGUCCCUUUAAUUUUAAUAUUUGAGAUAAAUAUAAUAUAGUUUGCUUUAUAUUAAUAUCCCUCUAAGCUUUAAUAGCUUUCAUUAAAAAACUUACGAGCUUUAAUUGUCCAUUGAGUCAGUACAACACAGUUCACUAUUUUGUGAAUCAACUUAAUUAUUUUAAUAUUAUUUCACAAUUAUGUACAUCAAUCAUAUGGCCUUUAACAUGUUUUCUGUAUUUAGUGAUUGAUUUUCCUGAUGACAGUGUGAAGAAUUAUGAAUAAAAUAUUCAUGCACACCAACUCAGCAAAUCAAAACUGUUCCAAGAUGGAAAUUGAUAGACAUUAAAUGUGUGUAUAUCUAUAUAUAUUUUUUUAUUUUUUUUAACAUACCCUUUUGCAGGAGAAAUGGUGGCUUUGAAGAAAGUGCGUUUAGACAAUGAAAAAGAAGGCUUUCCUAUUACAGCCAUUCGGGAAAUCAAAAUCCUUCGCCAACUUAACCAUCAGAGCAUCAUUAACAUGAAGGAAAUUGUUACUGAUAAAGAAGAUGCUUUGGACUUCAAGAAGGACAAAGGUUUGAACACAGAUACUUGUGUACUUGUGAAUUUUAAUAUAUAUUAUAAAUAAAUUCUUAAUGAGAAUUGUAUUAUAAAAGGCACAUCCAUGGAAAAAGACGCGUCUCUUUCUGACUUAAACUUGCAAAAUUUAGUUGUCAGAUCACCUUAUUUUUCCCAGCACAUUGAAAUUAUAGAGAAAGCGCUUUCUCAAAUCACAGCUGUAGCUGUGAGGAGUUUCAGUUAGACAGAAUCAUAAGAUUAGGUGCCCUCAAAGGCACAGGAAAACAUCUCCCUUACUAAGGUAUAGACAGCUCAGCUUUGUUACUUAAAGGAGCACUAUAGGGUCAGGAACACAAACAUGUAUUCCUGACCCUAUAGCGUUAAAACCACAAUCUAGCCUCCCUGGUUCCCCCUUGCCUCCCUAAAUAUAGUAAAAUCUUACUUGUAUUCAAGCCUGAAGCUGCUGGCCUUGUCCCCGUUUCCUUUAGACCUGCCCACUGCCUGUUGACAUCAGCAGAAGUGGUGGUCAGAACCAAUCACAAUGCUUUCCCAUAGGAUUGACUGAGACUGACAGAGGCAGAUCAGGGGCAGAGCCAGCACAAUUCAAACAGAGCUCUGGCCAAUCAGCAUCUCCUCAUAGAGAUGAAUUGAAUCAAUGCAUCUCUAUGAGGAAAGUUCAGUGUCUGCAGAGGGAGGAGACACUGAAUGUUUGGAUGCAUUUUAGGCACCCAUGACCCAGGAAGGAUCUCUUACAGCCAUCUGAGGAGUGGCCAGUGAAGUUAUCAUUAGGCUGUAAUGUAAACACUGCAUUUUCUCUGAAAAGACAGUGUUUACAGCAAAAAGCCUGAAGGUAAUGAUUCUACUCACCAGAAAAAAUUCAAUAAGCUGUAGUUGUUCUGGUGACUGUAGUGUCCCUUUAACUCCAUGAAAUGAUUCUGGACAUCCUCAUGCAAAGCGAGCGUCUUGAAAAUCCCCAUAAGAAAGUAUUGAGCCAUUGCUUUCCUAUGGGGAAGGCCUAAUGCGCACACCGCACAUGCACAUUAGUUACCCCUCAUCACUGUGACGUCGAAGAACGAUCAGGUAAGUGGGAAAAACAGGGUUUUUAACCCUUUAUUUAGGUCGGGGGACGGACGCAGAGGGACACUAUAGUGUUAGAAGCACAGUUACAGUGGCACCUGUCAAGGGGUGGGAUAUAUUAGGCAGCAAGUGAACAGUCAGUUUUUGAAUUACAUGUGUUGGAAUCAGGGAAAAUGGACAUGCAAAAGGAUCUGAGUGACUUUGACAAGGGCUCAAUAGUGAUGGCUAGGUGACUGUGUCAGAGCAUCUCCAAAACGGCAAGUCUUGUGGGGUAUUCCUGGUAUACAGUAGUUGGUGCCUACCAAAAGUGACACAAGGAUGGACAACCAGUGAAUCAGCGUUUGGGUGAAGACUAGCCUGUCUGGUCCAAUCACACAGAAGAGCUCAGAUUGCUGAUUAAUUGAUAUGACCGAUAUACUGGUCAUGAUGUAAAGGUAUCCAUACGCAAAGUGCAUUCCAAGUUUGCAGGUCAGAUUGCCCAUGAUGACCCCUGUCAGUCAGUGGUUUUAAUUUUAGGCUGAUCAGUGUGUAUAAUUAUUUAUUUUUUUUGGAUGCUACCCCUUGGUUUUGGCACAAGUAUUUAUAUAUGAAGAAAACUUACCAGCACUCAAGCCACCAGCCACCAGCCUUUCUCAAGCUUCAUUUGUUACAGCAUAAAGUCUUUACAGCAAAAAAGUUGAGGUCUCAGUUCCUCAAUGGAACUUUUAUCAAGACAAUUAAUGUGUGUGUGUGUGUGUAUAUACAGUCAGAGGAUUUGUACUAAAAAGUCUGGGUUGGUUACCCUAUUAAGUGCACCUCAACAUAUAUGUGCUUUAGUGAUUAGUGAUAUUUUCAAGAAUAUUUUACUUUUUUAUUUAUUUUAUUGCAAACGUAUUUAUUUAUUUUUACCUCGUGGUAAAAACAAGAACCAUUGACCUCUGUGCACAGCCUCUAAAGGGACACUCCACUACCUAAAUAUAAAAUCACUGUUUAGUAGAUACACCUGAAAAGACAACAUGCAUGCUUUUAAUUAUGCCUUAUUUCAUUUGGGUUAUGUCUAAAGCCUCUUGCAAAACCUGCAUUUCUCUUGCCUGCCUUUGCACACCUGCCCCUUCUAACUCCGUCCAGACUUUCUGUGGCUGUCCAAUCCCAAACUUCCCAGUACAGCUCAAGCAGAAGUCUUUGCAGGUCUUUGAAGUAUUUGCAGGUGCUCUGAGCAAUUCCUGCCUCUUGAGUUUAGCUUCAAUGAGCUAGCCAAACCAGAAAGUAACGGCCUAUUGUCUCCUUGAAAGUCAGAGGAUGUAACCAGAUUAAUUUAUAAAAGUUUCAUUUUCUACUGAAAUCUGCACGUUUUGCAACAUUAAAAACAAAUAGGACAGUCUUCACACAUAAAGCUUUCUAGCAGGCUAAAGUGCUUUACUGGUCAAGGAUAGGAUCCUAUGGUGCAUCAGAUUGUUGGCAUGCUGUUUCUCAAGAGUUAUGGGAUGUCUGUCCAUUUGCUCCCACCAUCUUAGAGAAGUAGCAUAUAUAUCUUACAAUCUGUACAGGUACUUUUGCCAGUAUAAUGCAUAGAUCAACUGUAUACCUACCUAAUGAUGAUCUUGUCAUUAUUUUACAGAUUACCAUUUACUUUAGUACAGUGUAAAGUUGAAAGACUAGCAAAUGCAAUCAUUUAAUUGUAAAACCAUUUUAUUCUUUUUAGGAGCUUUUUACCUGGUCUUUGAGUACAUGGACCACGACUUGAUGGGUCUGUUGGAGUCAGGUUUAGUGCUCUUCAAUGAACUCCACAUAAAAUCCUUCAUGAAGCAACUUAUGGAAGGCUUGGACUACUGUCAUAAAAAGAACUUUCUGCAUAGGGAUAUCAAGUGCUCAAACAUACUACUAAAUAAUAAGUAAGUCACUGUUUAUAAUUAUUUGAAAUAGAGCAACAUUUUCUUCCGUGUCGCACAUCACAAUGGUGUUACAAACAACUUCAUGUACAGUAUUACAGGAAUCUGGUUAAACAGCUUAUAUAUGCAAAAAAAUCAAAAAAUGUGAAUGUGCUUUAUUACAUUUUAAUUUACUAUAAACUUGGUAAGAUUACAAUGUUGGAUAUGCCUCGCGUUAGGGGAGUUUCUUCAGUAUUCACCCCCCCAAUCCUUACCCAUCUUUGUCCGUUUCGGGUGAGUCCAUUAACGUCAGAAAGAGAGAUAAAUCCAACACUGUAACCUGCUCUGCAUGAACACACUGAUCUGACUCCCUCUUUUCUUCCGGUCAGAUUUUGUAAGCUGAAGAGAACUUCCAACUGCAUGUGUCAAUUUCAGGCAUGCCCAAUGCACUAUUCCAGUACUCAGAGGGAUAGAAUAUUGAUUGGUUGUCAGUGUCUACUCUGUAGUGGUGGAAUGCAAGAAAGAAGUAGAUAAAUGUGAAAAUAAAUCUUAUUUACAUGCUUUUUUCAGUCUGCAGAGUUGAGGCCACUCAGAGUGAUGCAUGUCCCUUUAAUUGCGCAGCCUUUUUAAGGGCAUUCCAACUGUACCCUAUGUUUUUGCCUGUAGAUACAGCAGUGAAUAAUGGCUGAUACUGACCAAUAGAUUGGGACAACAGCUUGAUAUCCUCGGCAUAAUGUAGUGAUGGCUAACCUUGACAGCAUAAAUUGUUUCUGCACUAGAUUUCCCAUGAUGCUCAGUUAGCUUUUAGACUCUAAAAGCUAGCUGAGCAUCAUAGGAAAUGCAGUCCAGAAACAAUUUAUGGUGUCAAGGUUAGCCAUCACUGGCAUAAUGUGUAGUGUAGUGUAGUGUAGUGUAGUGUAGUGUGUGUGUGUGUGUGUAUGUAUAUAUGUAUAUAUAUAUAUAUAUAUAUAUAUAUAUAUAUAUAUAUAUAUAUAUAUAUAUAUAUAUAUAUAUAUAUAUAUAUAUAUAUACACACAGAAUUCAUCCAUCUUCCUGGUUCCUAACACACAAUUACAUAUUUCAGAUUGGAUGCUCUACAAGAGUAGCUACUGUUGAUAUAGGUUGGACUAUGCUUGAUGUAAUAUAUAUAUAUAUAUUAAAUUCUUUGGUAGUCUCAUCUGUGACAAUUCUCAUUUGAAUUUUUGUAAGGAUGAUGAAAAUGUCAACUCCAUGUUGGUUUUGUUUGUUGGCUUGUUUCAAAUUAACUUGUAUGUAGUUAACACAACUGUAUUUAUAUUUUGUAUCUCCCUUACUAAUUUGUUCUCUCUAAAUUCAUUAUUUAAAUUUUUUUAAAAGGGGGCAAAUCAAACUUGCAGAUUUUGGACUUGCUAGACUUUACAGUUCUGAAGAAAGGUACGCCAAUGUGAUUAUGUGUAGAACCUAAGUGUUGUGUGUAAUGUGCUAAAACAGCAACAGCAGGCAGUUUCAGUUGAUUGCCUUUGAUAUUUCAAGUCCUUAGAAUUGUCCGCACUAAAAAAUAUUUUCUCUGUAUAUACACUCAAUAAUACAUCUGUUAUGAAUUAAGAGAAUCUUGUCAUUUUUUUGAGGACUAACCAAGAAUAACUAUGGUGUAGAACCUUGUGUCUUAAGAUGGAGCACAUGUUCCGCAAUAGAGGGUUUAACCUGACUCAUUUCAUUUGGAUGAACCUGGUCAAAUUAAUUUUUACACCUGUAUUAUAGUGCAAACCGCAGGAUCUACCUACUGGUCCAAAUGGAUAUGAUUGUGGAUGUUUAUCAGUGUUAAUUUUGGCGUCAAAUUUCAAUUUACUUUUAGUCAUAGUCUUUUGACUAAAAAGCCAUUUUAGUUUUCGUCCUGGUUUAGUCAUCUUUGUUGUUUGUCGACUAGAAUCUGACUAAAAUUGUUAGUCGACAAAAUUAACACUGAUGUUUACUAAGAAUAUUUUGCUUGAAUCUUCAGAGAAUUGUAACAUGGGUGCCCAUGUGCCAAUUAACUGUAUCCUAUAUUCAUCAAAACAACUUUAGCUUCAUGAAGCCAUUUUGGUAUAUAGAUCACACCCCUGCAGUCUCCCUGCUCAAUUCUCUACCAUUUAUGAGUUAAAUCACUUUUCAAUUGCUGGAAAAAUAAUAAUGGUUUCAUUUUCAAUCAGACUUUAACUUGCUUUAGAAGUUGUAUAUCCUGCUCUGUAAACUGAACUUUAAUCACACACAGGAGGCACCUGCCAGGGUCUUAAUUGACCAGGAGAUACCGUAUUUUUCGCUCCAUAAGACGCACCUCACCAUAAGACGCACCUAGUUUUUAGAGGAGGAAACCCAGAAAAAAAAAUAUUCUGAACAAACUGUUCCAUAGUGUUUCUUACCAUGGGACAGUUUGUUCAGAAUAUUUUUUUCUCCCCUGUCCCAUAAUGAUCUUUAACCCCCCUUUCCUCUGUCCCAUAGUGAUUGUUAACCCCUCCUACCCUGUCCCAUAGUGAUUGUUAACCCCUCCUACCCUGUCCCAUAGUGAUUGUUAACCCCUCCUACCCUGUCCCAUAGUGUUCUUUAACCCCUCCUCCCCUUGUCCAUUAGUGUUCUGAUCCCAUAGUGUCCCCCCCUCCCAUUGUCCCAUAGUGCACUUUCCCUCCCAUAGUGUCCCCCCCUGCCCUUGUCCCAUAGUGUCUCCCCCUCCCCUUGUCCCAUAGUGUCCCCCCUCCCCUUGUCCCAUAGUGUCCCCCCUCCCCUUGUCCCAUAGUGUCUCCCCUCCCUUGUCCCAUAGUGUCUCCCCUCCCUUUCUCCCAUAGUGUCCCCCUCCCCUUGUCCCAUAGUGUCUCCUCCCCUCCCCUUGUCCCAUAGUGUCUCCUCCCCUCCCCUUCUCCCAUAGUGUCCCCCCUCCCCUUCUCCCAUAGUGUCUCCCCUCCCUUUCUCCCAUAGUGUCCCCCUCCCCUUGUCCCAUAGUGUCUCCUCCCCUCCCCUUGUCCCAUAGUGUCUCCCCCUCCCCUUGUCCCAUAAUUACUUACCUGUCUUGGAGCGUGGGCCGGCUUCACAGCGCGCUCCGCGGUCCAGGAACUAAUAUUUCAGGUUCCGGUUUCCGGCGGGACUGAAAGGAAGUGUGCACACUCAGUGUGCACACUUCCUUUCAGUCCCGCCGGAAACCGGAACCUGAAAUAGAAGUUCCUGGACCGCGGAGCGCGCUGUGAAGCCGGCCCACGCUCCAAGACAGGUAAGUAAUUCUUCACAUUCGCUCCAUAAGACGCACAGACAUUUCCCCUCACUUUUGAGGGGAAAAAAAGUGCGUCUUAUGGAGCGAAAAAUACGGUAAUACAUUCUAGUUUAAACAGACUGUGCAAUAUAGGAACCUAUUAUAUCAAGGUUAAUUUUCAGGAAGUGUUUAGGAAAGCUGUGUAAGUAAAAUGCAAGGAUUUGUGCCAGGGCUGCAUAAACAAAGUAAUGUAACUCCAGAGAAUUGAGCAUUGAGACUGCAGGGGCAUGAUCUAUACAUCAAAACUACUUUUAUAAAGCUAAAGUUGUUUUGGUGCCUAUAGUGUUAACUAGGUUAGUUUUUGUUUAUCGGUAUGGAUAGCACUGCUAUGCCGUACAAAUGGGUGGGUAACAUGAGAGGGUGUUGGGCACAUAUAUGAAGUUUAUUUUUUUUAAAACAAUGUUUCUUGUGUGCUAUUGCAAAGUAGUGCAUCAUUGUCCCCAUAUACAUUUCACUCCAGAUUACGUCUCCAGACUGAUAUAUUUUGUAUCUUUCAAAUUUUAUUUAUAUACUAGAAAAGCUACAAUUUCUGGAGAAAUUGUGUGAAGUGUUCUUGCCUCCACCAGUAGUCAACAACUGGAGUGGGCGGAGUAACUAUUAUUUAUUUAUAUAGCACAUUUAAUUGCAACGUUGUUGCCUAAAGUGCUUCACAGUUACAUUAAACCAUACAUUUAGAAAAACAUUAGCAGGUGUUCAAAAGGCCCUAUCUAUGACAUCACUUGCUGCUCCAGCCUGGCAUAGGUCAGAGUAUUUUGACGGUUGCCAUCUUCAAACUGUCAUAUUUUAACAACUAUACAUCCUACAGCGAAGAGCUUUAUAUUGUGAGAAUCACAAGACCCAGAUCUACAUUUUGAUGUCUCUGAAGUAUUAAAAAUGAAGGCACAGUCGCAGUUUAGAAAUUGUCCUUCAAAUUUAAGCUGGCUGGAGUGGAGUUUUUAAUGAAUGUCAAUGGAUGGCGUGAGUUGCAAACAAAUGGUCAUAUUGUGAAAAUGAUCAGGACUAUGGCUUAGCCGUGGACAUGUUUAGUGGCAGCAGGGAUAGCUGAACGUUUUGAUAUUAGAUUUGUGUAGGUGGGCUUGAAAAUGAGGGAGUGGUGGCAGUUUAGAAAUCAUGUCCUGAUUUUUCAGCUUUUGCCAGCUCCCACUCUAGUUUUGAACAUUUUGCCAUUCAUUCCUAUGGGACCAAUUUUGCCACAAGAACGACGAUAUUCCAUUCGGCGAAACGUUCCACAAGUCAUAGCAAUCCGAUCGGGAACAAUCCGCACGUUUCGGUAUAUUACUGUCUAUGUAGUGUAAAAACUGUGGGAGGAGUUAGGGUGGUAAAUUUGGCUAUAAUAAGAAUAAUAUAUAUGUGAGAUAACAUUAAGUGGUCUUGCUAUGCAAGAACACUUAAAUAUAAGGAAUAUUUAUUAAUUAUACACUCUGUUUUAAAGGGAGAUACGAAUAAUAUCUCUUUGUUUUUUUUGAUAGUCGACCAUACACAAACAAAGUUAUAACCCUGUGGUAUCGACCUCCAGAGCUACUACUUGGUGAAGAGCGGUAUUCUCCUGCUAUAGAUGUAUGGAGCUGUGGGUAAGUAAGUUUGUGGGAAUCACUAAGGAUUUACAAAUUACUACCGCAUUCUCCUAUUUUAUUUAAUAUUUACCCCAACUAACCAUUCAUGGUUUCAGGAUCCAAUUUUUAUGAUCACAGGUAGAUUGGUAGACAUUCAGAAAUGACUGACUCUGAAUAAGGUGAUAAUGAAAGCAUUUUAUAAUCAGAAGCAGAGACGAUGCUAGACUAUUUUGCCAUUACUAGUUAACCCCCCACCCCCACAAAAAAACAAAAAUUCCUAUCUUUGCAUGUCUUUCUCCCUCUCCCCAGCCCCUUGCGUGUCCUCCUCCUGCCGGUCCACUGGACAUUGCACCCUAGGUAGAGCCAGCCCAGACCUGAAGACCAGUUUUGGCAACGUGUGGUGUAAAUGUAUUUAAUAUAUCCAUAUAAUGCAGACUUGUAAUGUUAAUCUCAGCAUAAGCACACUUUGGAUUAAAUAAGUAAAACAGAGUUAAGAGGAUCAUUCAGUGACUCAAAGGGUAUUCCUAAUCUGCAUGUGUGCAGGCAGAAAAUUCUAAACGCCUGUGAGGCCACACUGCAACUUCUAUUUUAUUCCACUAAUAACUCCCCUUCCCCCCUUUGGAAUCUAGCUCAUAUAUGCUGUAAUGAAGACUGCUGAACUACGUAGUACAUAAACAUGUUGAGGGUGUUUGGGUUAUGUAUUUUCUUAGACCGUUGUGGAAGCACAUGAUUAGCUCGGGAGUUUAGUGAGAACUCACUUUGUAACUGCAAUUUUGUGUUUGGUUUUUUUUUUUUUUUUUAUUAUGUAAAACAUUUAGGAGUAAAAAGCUUGGUUGAAAGACAGUAUACUAUAAAAAUUAUAUUUAUAUAUCUAUCUUUAACUCAAAAAAUGUGUAUAAUGUAGAUCUAGUAGGCAAUGUUCAGUACUCCAGAUGUGACGUGAAACCCCUAAAACAAUGAGUAGAGCGCUAAUAGUUUAGUAGAUAUACCCCUAUAGCAGGUGUAGGCAACCUUUGGCACUCCAGAUGUUGUGGACUAAAUCUCCCAUGUUGCUUCAACAGAAUUAUGGCUAUAAGUGCAUUAUGGAGUGCUGAAGGGAUGCUACAGGGCGCUUCUCCAGGCUCCAGCUAGCUAUUAACGAGGAGAUAAAAGUUUAUUCUAAAUGAAACACACUGGUCAGUCAAUGAAGGAAGUUUGAAAAUUGGAUCUCCACUUACAGGAAAUGUGAAGGGAGGCUGUGUAAGUUAUGGCAGGGGAGGUGUGGCUAGGGCUGCAUAUACAAAGUAAAUUAAAGGGACACUAUAAGCACACAGACCACUUUAUCUAAUUGACAAUGUUCUCACAUCCCUGCAAUGUAAAACAGAUGGCCAUUAGAGAGACACUUCCUGCAUUUUCACAGACUUUAAAUCUGAGAACCGACUUUGGACGUCUUCACGCUUUUCAUGAAGACACCCAGCAUCUUCAAAAAUCCCCAUAGGAAAGCAUUGAUUAAAAGCUUUUCUAUGGGGAAGCUCUCAUCCCCGCUGAAGGAUGAGAUGGAUACAGCACCGAGGGACCUUGUCACUGGAUAAAGGUAAGUGUUAAGAGUUUUUUUUAUUUUAAUUUUUUUUUAACCCUUUCAGCACUGGGGGUGAGGUGAAGGGGGCAGAAGCAGAGGGACAUUAUAGUUUUAGGAAUACAAAACUGUAUUCUAAAUGGCAAGGAAUUGAACACUGAGAGUGUAGGUGCAUGAUCAAUACACAGGAACCACUUAAUUAAGCUAAAUUUGUUUUGGUGCUUAGUGUAUCUUUUAAAGGGACUUUCUAAGUACCAAAACCACUUAAUCUUAAUGUUGUGCUUUUGGUUCAGCAACCCUGUCUGUGCAGUCUGACAAAUGUAGAGGUACUUCCUCUUUAAAGGGACACUGUAUUCAAUAUAACCAUUUCAUCUCUUUCAAUUUGUUAUAGUGCCUGGCACUGUCCCUCUAUUCACACUUAAAUCAUUUUAGAGCAGUUUAACACUAAAUAAGGGUCCCUGGCUACCCACAGUCUGUCCCUUUUUGGGGUGUGACUGGGGCAGAGAUUACACACUUACAUGUAGUUAGAUCCUUUGUACCAGUUAGAGCUCUGAUAGGCUGAGGGUGUCAGCUGACUUCUUUUAGCCUAUCAUUACUGCUCAUGCUAAUACUUCCUUAUUAGCCAAAGCAGCACAGAUGGGAUGGGCUGUUGAGGACUCUCAUUUAGCAUAAAACAUAAAAAAAUGUAACUGUAUAAUGAUGAAUGAAAUUACGACACCAGGGAAUUCCAGACACUAUAACCAAUUUAAUGAGCGGAAGCAGAUAUAGUGUCCCUUUUAAAGCUAGGAGUGAUGAAAUUUUGAAGAAGCACAACACUGAUAAUUAAUCUCUUUGAGAAGCACCCAAAUGGUGGAGUACAGUGAUGGUCUCACAUGCGACUUAAAUUGCCAAUGCUUCUAUAUGAGAACCAUCAGAUCAUCAGAAUAAUGAUCUAUGAACGGGCGUAGCAGCUACCACAAUGAAAAUGGGCUACCAUUGGAUAAAAGGGAAGUUUUAUGCAGUUUUUUUUUUUUUUUUCUUCAAAGGGGAAGCCUUUAAUCUAAAAUUUCAUAGGAACACUCAAACCUUAUGAAUACAUAUUCUUUUUGUUUUCUUCUAUAAAUCUCUCUAGCAUGUACUCAGUCAAUUCAUGUAGGAUUUCUGAUAUAAUUUAGGGGUUUUAUUAAAAAAAAAAAAGUGUUAAUCUCCUUUUAGGACUUGGCAGUAAUCCCUUUUUUUUUUUUUCCUUAUGUUGUUAUUCUUUCAAACUAAAAUUCAGGUUUACAUUUUUCUACUGACUCCUCUUCCAAAGAGUGACUUAUUUUCAUUUUAAUAGGUGUAUACUAGGUGAAUUGUUCACUAAGAAACCGAUUUUCCAAGCUAACCAAGAACUUGCGCAACUUGAACUUAUAAGGUGAGAAACGUAUUGUUCUACUGUCACAAGAAAAUUCAGGACAGUCUCAACCUGAUUCACAUAUUUUUAUUUAAGGUUUAUUUAUUCUUUUAGUAAGAGAAUCGGAUAUUAAAAGUUAUUAAAUUAAGCUAUAAUUUAUACAUCUCCUGUGUCUUUUUAAAAUCAAGUUUUGGUGUGGUAAUUGGCUAAAAAGGACACACUUGGUAACAUUACCACGCUAUCUCAUUGAAAUGUUUAUGGUGCAUGGAGUUGGAUCACAGUUUGGUGUAAAACCUUAUUAGAUCAGUUUAACUCUGAAUAAAGAUCCCCUGGCACCCGUGACCCAGAACCCACUUGAAGUAUGGUUAAAAUGGAGUGUAACUCUGCUUUAGUAUGUCAGAAUAUUAAUCCAUACUUGCAAUGUCUGACUGAUAAGCUGAGAGUACUCAGCUGAAGCUCUCUGCUCAUCACUGCUAAAAUGGAAAAAGUUAGCCCAAACAACAUUGAAGGGCUGGGGACCCUCAUUCAGUGUUAAACCAUUUGAACAUUUGUUUAACACUGAACAAAUGCACAUUGCCAGGGGACUCCUGGCCCCAUAGCCACUUUAAUUAUUUGAAGCGAUUUAUGAUGCCUAACAUGUCUCUUUGAAACUUAAAAUAACCACAGAACUUGCAGUACAUACAGUAUGCUGCUAGACUUUUUGCUAUGUUUGUAAAAUUGUAUCUAUGUUUUCUGGCUAUUUGAGUAGCACAAAUGUAGAUUAAAAUAUCAGUGCGUGCAGUUGUUAAAGUGAAGCCUCAUAAAUGUGUGCAUGACUGAUGCAAUUUAAUAUAUAAAACUGCGAUACUAGUGAUAUGAGUCUCUACAACUUGUACACUCCAAAAUUAUGCGCAAUUUGAAUUUUAAGCACAAAUUUUUUUUCUUGGGCAACUUAAACAAAUAGUACAUUUUCUAAAACCGUUUGCUUAUGUGAUUACCACUAGGUGGCAAAAGUGUACUGCAAAUUCGAUUUUCUUACUGCAAUUGAUUGUUGCUGUUUACUGCCCCAAGGUUUAGGAAAAAGCUUCACAUUCAUAUGAUAAUUAUAACUUUAGAUAAACUGAAAGACAAAUAUUAGAAAGUGAAAAUCACUUUGCAUGUUGUAUGUGCAAUAGUCCCUGGCGAACAGCCCAGCAGAUAUCUUUGAUUGGUGAAGUCAACAUCAGAGCUUUAUUUGCCAUUGAAGUGAGCGAUUUUCAUUGGCAUUUCUGUACAGAGCUGCUAUUGAUGUAGCAAACAUAUACCCUUAACAAUAAAAGUAAUGGAUUUAAGAAAUAUUUCACAACUUACCUCAACCUGCGGGUGCCAGAACAGGACAUUAUAUCCUGUCACUGUGACAUUGUAACCACACAGUGGGUAUAAACAGCAUUCAAUGUCUGCAGUGGUUCACAAAACCAUUGAAAUCGUAUCUGCAUUGCUAACCGUGCCUUAUUCUGUUUACUUUUGAUAGCAGUUUGAAUGUUAUGAUUAAAGGAAUACUAUAGGCACUGUAAUUGCUUCAUCCCUUUGAAAUGAUUUUAGUGUUUGGUUUAAUUUAGUGCUGCCCUUCCUGUUCAGUGUAAAACUAUUUAAAAAAAAAUUUCCAGUGUAUUUUUUAUUGAGGUAAUUGCACGAUACAAAAUGCAUAGGAAAAAGCUUUAGCAAAGACAACUUGAAUCAGGGUAUUGGGGUACAUCCUAUAUUAUAUACCUUAUUUUUAUAUAUAUAUUGACACGAGGAAUAACCACCCGCCCAGCAUUAGCCCCCCAAAAAAGGCAGAGUUAAGGAAGAGUGUGAGAAACGCUAGACAUAGUGUAUAACGUGGAUAUGCAAUGGUAGUUAUCAAGUAAAAGGGAGUGACCUACUUGGUUGCAUUUGACGCAUCAACACUCUAUUACCCUGAGGUGUUUGGGGGGGUGAGGGUGUGGGAGGGAGUUAGGGGGAAUGGGGUUGCGUUAAAGGUGCGCAUGGCCAUCGUGGGUAGCCUAGUUGGGAGGGUAAAAAUAAGAAUGAGCCUACAGGGUUAAACCUGUCAAGUAGAAAUUCUGCCACUGAAAAAAAUCAAUGAUGAUAAAACAAAUGUAAAUCUGACUAGAGUCAAUGCAAACAUAGUGAACCAAUGGAGCUGUUAUGCAUCCUGCGUCAACACAGGGCUGUCAGGACAUUCUUCACCGAUCACCAGCUACUUUCCUGGGCAUAAUUGGCACCAUAUUAUCAAUGUCCCAUUGUGAAAUCGAAGUAAAGGCGGCCCCUGAGGUCGUGCAGACUGAGAGCCCAGUAGAAGCCUGGUGCGCCAGCUAUAUCUUCCAAUAUGUGCUUCUUGCCCUCUCUGGUGGUAUAUGACAAUCACGUUUUGCAGAGGAGCUGUUGUGGGACGGCCCACUCUGUACAUCCCUUCAAGUGAGUAUGUUUUUCACCUAUAUAGAUGGCAGUAAAGAGGAGAGUAAGUGUUGAAUGUACUGAGUCAAUUCUUCAGUGCCAAUUUCGCUCCCAACAAGUGGCGGGUGAGAUCUACAUGUUGCUUUGUGAGUAGGGCAGAGUUGAAUUGGGCCUAACGGGAAGUCACAGAUUAGUCUACCACCGCCUUUAUGAAACCGGUGAGGGUAUGCAUUUCCUCACGGAUCUGUGCGCCGCCUGCUUGACACAUUGUGCGCAGUUCAUGCAGGAGGUAUUUAAAAUCACCCUUGUAGUUGGGGCACUGUCUUCCUCUUCCAGAGUAAGGCUUUUGUCAGCCCAUGCUUACCGGAGGUGGUAGGUAUCGACCUGGCUCCGGUGUAAGCUUCAAGUAUGGCUCUAGAUGAGCUGCGGUCGGCGCAGCUCUCUGAGCUCACGGUGAGUACGACUUAGCACUAUGGCUACUUGCUCCCCCUGUGUAAGACCAAUUUUAAUGUUUUAAAUGCUAAAGAAGAAUCCCCAGUAGAGCAUCCAUUCUGUACUGCUUGAGCUAAUAAGAGAGAGCAUGGGCUUGGUUAGCAAUUCGGUGAGAGUGUCUGACUGUUUUCCAUCCUCUAAAGCAUCUAUUGCUGGUAUGAUUUUGUGUGAUUUAGAAGUGUAAUUUCUCCUUUAGCCAUACCUCCAUUAGGGGCAGGCUGUGGGUAGGCAAGGACUAGUAAUUAACUGCUCAACAUGGUUUAACAUUGAAUGAAGGGACAGUACCAGAAGACACCAGACAAUAUAUCCAAUUCAAUGAGCUGAAAUGGUUAUAGUGCCUACAGUGUCUCUUUUAAAGAUAACUGUGACACACAUGAACAUGAUUCUUUUAACAGUGGAUAAUUGGUUUUUUUUGUGUGUUUUUUUUUGCUAUUUCUUUUUGUUUUAAAGCCGUAUGUGUGGAAGUCCUUGUCCUGCUGUGUGGCCUGAUGUGAUAAAACUCCCAUAUUUCAACACCAUGAAACCAAAGAAGCAGUAUCGCCGGAAAAUCAGAGAAGAGUUUGCUUUGUAAGCAUUUAUUUUAAUGUUCACCAGACAUUCUUAUUAGUACAUGAAAUAAAGUGUAGACAAUUGGCACAUAAUCUGCAAACUGAUGCUUACUUCUUUGGGUUGUGAGGCUCUAAUUCAUAUUCAAGGAAAGGGAUUGCAUUCUUUAAAUCUUGUAAAUAUUCUAGACCAGAAGAUACCAAAGCAUUCUGCUUAUCUAGUGUAGCACUGUAUCAUCAUCCAGUGAAUAGUAAGUAUUAUUCAAAAAUCACUUGUUCAGCAGCUGCUGCUACACAUGCCUCAAUUACUCACAUAAUAAGUACACAUUUAACAGCAAUAUCUGUUUUUACUUAAACUUAGUCUUCUAUUGCUGUUAACAUUUACUUUUUUUUUAUUUUCUUUGCAGCAUCCCAGCAGCCGCAUUAGAUCUGUUUGAUCACAUGCUGGCUUUGGAUCCUAGCAAGCGCUGUACGGCAGAACAAGCCUUAUUGUGCGAGUUCCUCCGGGAUGUAGACCCUGCUAAAAUGCCACCACCAGAGUAAGUAACACUUUCCCCUCUUUCCUGAGUUUAUUAUGUGAAUGUUUUUUAUGAAUUUAGUAAUCUGAUAAUGAACUCAUAUUUUCUGUCACAUUACAAUAUGUAAUUUAACGUAUUCAUGCUACAAAACUUGUGACAUACAUCUUAAAGGGAUACUAUAGUCGCCAAAACCGCUUUAUCUUAAUGAGGCAUUUUUUUGUGUAUAGAUCAUGCAUCUGAAGUCUCACUGCUCAAUUCUCUGCCAUUUAGGAGGUAAAUCGUUUUUGUUUCUGUCCAUGCCGCUAUAGCCACACCCCAGCCUGCAUGAAGAAAAUGGUUUCAUUUUAAAUCAGAUGUUUACUUUAUCUCCUGCUCUGUAAAUUACGUUUUAAAUUACACACCGGAACAGUGGCGUGUACACAAUCCAUGGGGCCCCGGUGCGAAACUGAUCCCCCUUCUCCCCCUCCGACAUGCACAUUCAUACAAACACACGCACAGACGCAUACAUAUGCACAGGCGUAUAAAGACGCAUACAUACAAACAGACACACACACAAGACUCACAUACAUACUACAAACAGACAGGCAUACAGACAUACACGUACACAUACAUACACACAGACAGGCAUACAGACAGACACAUGCACAUACAGACAGACAUACAAAAUAUUUUAGUCACCCUCCUGUUUCCUACCUUUUAGAAGCAGGAGGGUGGUCCUUCCUCUCGCGCGGGCUCUCUGAUAGCUGGGAGGAGUGACCGGGGCAGUCACUUCCUCCCAGCAUAGAUAUCAUCACAGGGGGCCUGGUCGUGCUGUUAAAGUGCCCUGCCCGGCCCCCUAAAAAUCCAUCUCCAUCUCGUGGCCCGAUGAACCCUCUAACGGCAGCUCCGGCAAAACAUCGCGGUGGGUACAGUGUUGCAGGGGUCCGCAGGGCGGGCAGCUGCAACCCCUAUAUGUACGCCAGUGCACCGGAAGCUUUUGUAGACUAUUAAGAGUGCAGGAAUUUCUAAAUUAAACAGACUGUGCAAUAAAGGAACUGGAAAUAUUAGAUUUCUCUUUACAGGAAGUGUUUAAGAAGGCUGUGUAACUCAAAUGCAGGGAGGGGUGACUAGGGCUACAUAAACAAAGUGAUUCAACUCUUAAAUGGCAGAGAAUUGAUUAGUUAGACUGAAGAGGCAUAUAUAUAUAUAUACACAAAGACUGCUUUAUUAAACUAAAGUAAUAACUAGUGAACUUUUAAUAGUUGUGUGUGCAUUUGUUGGCCGGAUGGUUUCUGUCAUCUUCUUGUUUCUCUUGUGUGCUGGCUGUAGGGUGUGCAUGUGUUUGGUGUGUGCUGGCUGAAUGGUGUGUGUGUGUGUGUGUGUGUGCGCGCGUGUCUCUGGUAUGUGUGAUGUAUGUUGGAUCUCUUACCAAUCCAUAAGUCACAAAAGCUGUACUUUGAGUCUUGAAUGCACAAAGCACGUCCUUGAUGAUAAUCCACAUCCAUAAAUGUGUGAAUGCAAAGAAGAAAAAAUUCCCUUUGAUUACAACUUCGGCUUGUGGAAAUUUGGAGAAAUAAUUUUUAUUUUAUUUUUAUAACUUUUCAAUUAUACUAACAUUUGAUGACAUGCAUAAAACGUUGUCAAUUUAUCCAUUGACAUAAUUUGAUUAAUAUUAAAAACAAAUAGGACAUCACCGAACAUAACAAACAAACAAAAAAAGACACAGAUCGAAGAUGAAAAGUUUACCGCUUAACAUCAUGGGAGGGUAUCUCUCACUUAUCAUUUCUCAACCUGUUCCAACCACUUUUUAUACACAUUAUAUAAUGUUCUACAAAUGCCCAUCUCCAUUUUGAUUUGGUAUAUAAUUUUUAUUUUGACCUGAUUCCAGCAAAGGGCUAUGACCAGCUUCUGUCAAUCAACAUCCUGGCAGCUGCCAAGAUGUGUAUUACAAUAGUUUAAGCAGGACCAAAACAUUUUUGAAUGUUUAAUUGUAAUAAUAGAAGUCUGGGGUUGAAAUUAAGUUUUUAAAAGUAAAAUUCGAAUUUUUGUGUAUCAUUUUCCAAAAUAGUUGGACAGGUAGACAUUCCCACCAUAUAUGCAGGAAAUCACCUCUGUGAACUAGGCAUCUAAAACCUCUAUCUUAGGCGUUGGGGUAAGUCCUUGACCGCCUACUUGGGACCAGGUACCAUUUGUUUAAGAGUUUAUAGUGGAUCUCCAACAGAUUUAAGCAAUUUCAUUGACCAUUUUCAGUGAUUCUGACCAUUCCUCACACCCAAUACCAAUUUUUAGUUCUUGCUGCCAUUUUUUUUAUCACCGGUAAAAUAGGUUUGUUAGGGUCUCCCUUAAAGGACCACUAUAGUGCCAGGAAAACAUACUCGUUUUCCUGGCACUAUAGUGCCCUCCCGCCCUGCUCUGGAAAGGGGAAAAGGGUUUAAACUUACCUUUUUCCAGCGCUGGGCGGAGAGCUCUACUCCUCCGAUCCUCCUCUUCUCCUCCCCGUCGGCUGAAUGCGCACGCGUGGCAAGAGCUGCGCUCGCAUUCAGCCGGUCACAUAGGAAAGCAUUCAUAAUGCUUUCCUAUGGACGCUUGCGUGCUAUCACUGUGAAAAUCACAGUGAGAAGCACGCAAGCGCCUCUAGUGGCUGUCAAUGAGACAGCCACUAGAGGAUUAGGGGGAAGGCUUAACCCAUUCAUAAACAUAGCAGUUUCUUUGAAACUGCUAUGUUUAUGAAAAAAUGGGUUAACCCUAGCUGGACAUGGCACCCAGACCACUUCAUUAAGCUGAAGUGGUCUGGGUGCCUAGAGUGGUCCUUUAAUCAAAUCCAUACAGGCUGUAACUAGUUUAUUGAUUUUCAUACACUUAAUCAUUUUUUUUUUCUAAUUUAAUAUGUUUGACAGGUUUAUCCAUUGUUAAACUUUCUUGAAGAUAACCUUUUAUUCUAAUAUAAUUAAAGAUGUCUUUUUAUGUAAACAAAAAUCCGCAUUUAACCUGUCAUUAUCAAGUAGAUUUUCAAUUUUAGUAAGGCCAGCCUUUGUCCAAUUGCAAAGAUUUAGAUCCGCAACACUGUACAUCAGUUGAGUUAAAGGAAGACCUGAAAUAAUUUUAUCUUGGAGAUAACGGGCACCUCUAAGUUUUUCCCAUGUGUUCAAAAGAUUAUUAAAAACUAUACUUCUUGAAAAGAUCUCUGUACGAUAUUUAUUUUCUUCUUUUCUCCUUUGUCCGCCAAUAUAUUGAUCCCAACUCUUUAAUACUAUCACUAGAUUUUAUCAAGCACAUUUCAAUUACCAAAUUUCCUCUUUGACAUUAUCAAAUGGAGUAUAAAUAAUGUGCUAACAUACAAGCUUCCAGUAAUCUUUUAGCUGGGGUAAGCCUAGUUGGAGAAUUCAUGGUAAUGAUGUUUGUUUGUUUAUUUAUCAAAAAGAUAUAAAGCAAACAUAUAAAGGUAUAAUACAAACGUAAGAAACAAAUAUCGCUAUACUUUAGUGGCAUACAAUAGUCAAUUGCGACUGACCAGGUGGGUCCCCUGUGGUUAGGCCAUUAGGUUACUGUGUGGGUCCCCUUAUGUGUCCCCGUGAGGUCUUUUCUUUCUCCUCAGUCGUGGGUGUCAUCCCUGUCCCACUAUUUGUUAGGUGUCUCUCCUGUUCUAUAGUGUGGUACAUGUGCCUCCCAACCCUUGCCCUUCUUUACUUCCUCCUCUCCUUCAGUCUCUUUUUCGUCUCUUUUGUAUUCGGGUCACCCGGUUGUCUCUCAAUGCGUCCCCCGCUGUUAAUUGGCGGUGCAUGUCCGUGGACUGUCCCCUUGCAGUCAUAUUAAUGGGUUGAGAGGUCCCCCGGAUCCUGUGGUGGUUGUAGUGCCUGAUCGUGUGUUUGGUCCCUGUUUGUCACCCACUGGUGUCCUGUCUAUCUCCCCCGCUCCCCCUUCUGUGUUUCUCAUGAAGGCCAUCUCCCCCCUGUCCAUUUUGUACCCCCGCUGUGGUCCCCCUCUAUCUUGGGUAGUUAGUGCCCGUGUUUCGGACCCGGGUGGGUACGGUGGCAGCUCAUGUGGGGAAUGUAGAGCCCUACAGUCAGGUGCGGCCCGCCCGUGACACAUAUGGAGUGAGGCCAUAAACAAUCAAGACAUUUUGGUAUGACACGUUUGCAGCUCCUGCAGGGCUGAGAAUGCCCGAUUAGGUAACACUCCCUGACAGCACAUGUAGAGUGAGGAAUAUAUCAGUUAGCAUAGCUCUCUAGCUACUCGCUUAGGGUUAGGAAUUCACAAUUUGGUACAACAUGACAUCGCUUUGUGUAAAUUUAAGACACUUUUUGGUACCACAUAAUAGCGGCUUUUGUGGGGUUGAUUAAAAACAGGUUGGGACAACCCUCGGACCGCUCAUAUAGAGUGAAUGGUAUGCAUGUUAGUAUAACAUUCUCGCAGCUCGCCUAAAGUUAAAAAAUAAACAGUUUAGAGUAGUAUGUUAUCUUCUUUGGGGCCACCCUUGUACAGCUGGUGCAGAGUUAAAGAUAUGCAUAUUGGUAUAGCUCUCUUGCCUAGAAUUUAACGUGAACAGUUUAAAGUAACUCUUUGGUGGCUCGUGUGGAGUUUAAAGAAAAAAGGAAAAAACUAUAUGGUAUAACCUUGUAACAUCUCUUAUAAAGUUUAAGAUCUGGUGACCUGUAAUGUCUCAUGUAGAGUUUAAAGUCUCGCAGUCUGGAGGUUUGCGGUAGCAGUUCAUAUGGGGUAAGGGCAGUCCUUUCGGCUGCGAUCUCUCUUCAGGGCUAGCCGCACUAUGGAGGUUGCUUUUGUGUAGAUCGCCGUUCCGCCCCCGCCAUGCCAGUUUUUUUCUCUCCUCUCAGUGGUGAGUUUCUCCUUGGGGUGAGCUCAGUUCGCUCCUAGUGGAUUGGGCUGCAGCUGCGAUAACUGAAGUCACCUCAGAAGGUCCGUGGGGUCAUCUGUGACGGAGAGCUAAAGCACCGCUUCCCCGUGUGACACCACCAAGGUACCCAACACUCCCCACCAGUACCUGAUUCUGUGGUCUCUGAGCAGUUUAGUGGUCGGCAUGAAUUUGCGUCUCUCCAACAGGAAUGCAAACGGUAAGUCGUCGAAGAUUCUGACUUGGCAGAUAUCCACCUCUGUGUGGGGUGUAUUCCGUGAGCGGGUCAGGAUCGCCAUUUUCACCUUUCGGAUCCGGAAUGCCAUCGCCAUAGGCGGCAGCCCUCCCUCUCACCUCCAUCACUGUAGCCAGUUUGUUAGUGAACUCCAGCACCGCUUCAGGCCCCACUGUUUCGGGCACCCCACGGAUGCGUAUAUUUUUCUUGUGGUGUCUAGCCUGCAUGGCCGUGACGGUGCGGGUGAGUCGCUGGAGCUGCUGGGAGAGGUCCUCUACAUUAGCUCGGGUCUCUGCGAGGGUGUUAUUACGUUCCUCGUCUCGGGUCUCUACUGCUCCAAUGCGGGCCUUGAUGCCGCCUAGUUCUCCAUGGACCUCAUCCAGGUCCAUCUUCCAGAUUCCUCUGAGUUCGAGCAGGAGCCUUUUGAUAUCCCUUUUUGGUAGGGGGUGAUGUAUCUGAAUCAGUCAUCUCUCCUGUAGAUUCUGGUGCCUCCUCGUCCGGGGACAUCUGACUCACUGGAGCCUCGAGGCCUGCUAGGCGCCAUCUUAGGCUGUGCCGGCUGUUGCGGCCUAUCGAACGACCACCUAAUGUCUGGCAUUUUGGAAGCCUCAGAAGCCAGCAAUUUUCUAUGUUUGCGCCCCAUCUCUCUUUUGGGGGGUUCAGGGUUGCCAGGAGCCUCGUUGUGGCCUUUUGAUGAUUUUUUUUAUUUAUUUAUUUUUUAUUUUACAGGAGCUCCCUGUACACACGUCUGCUUAGAUGCUCAGCUAGCCAGUAAUGAUGUUAUUUUGCUGUAGCAGAAUAUCAUAAAGUAAAAUAAGUUAAGGAUUCGCUCAAAUUACCUGAACAACUUUGCGUCAUUGGUAUGAUUAUGGCCAGGGAGUGCACUCUGAUCCUAGUCUACCUACCCAAAGAAGCUUAUAACUGCAUACAUUUGCAACAAAAAAAAUACUGCAGGAGGCUGCCUCUUGGAUCACUGAAAUUAAAGUCUGCCUUUGCUGCAUGGAACACAUUUCUGUACAGUUCUGGAGAGACCCUGAACUGCUUUGUGCACAUGUGCAACAUGCAGCCUUGGAGAUUACUGCACAUAGCCUGGUUUACAAAACUGUGGGCUGAUCGCAACUUAUUCAGUAUUUCCAAUCCUCCUGUGUGACAUUUGUUUGCUUGUUUUUUUUUGUUUUUUUUUCUUCUUACAGCAUUGGGAAUAUGGGAUAAUAAAAAAAAAAAAGACAUGAAAGCAGCCUUCUAUGGUCAUUUAAAAAUCUAUUUCACUGAUACUUAAGCCUUUCUUGUACACUCCCAACAUUCUAAGUUAAUCGUGCUCAAAAGGUACAUCUCCAGAUAUUUUAAAAUGCAUUAACACCAUUAACAUUAUAGGCACCCAGACCUGGUUUUGCUGGCUUCCUAUAGCGGUCUGGGUGUAGUGUCCCGAUUGCACUUCGUGUUCACAUUGCAACACUAAGACAGCUUCUAGUGGUUUUCUACCAGACAGCCACUAAAGGAGCUUCCGGAAUGUUAACAGACUUUUGGUCUGGUAACUGAUGCUGGACGUUCUCACACACUGCAUAGGAAGCUAUAGCGGUAGGAACACAGCUUUGUAUUCCUGGCACUAUAGUAUCCCUUUAAGCUUUGCCAUUCUAAAGGCUGGUAGACCAUCAUGGGAGUUGUAGUUCUACAAUAUUUACAUUUUGGGCACCCAUGUUCUAAAUAGUUUACACCACAUGUAGCCUACAUUUCAGAGGAACAUUGUAACAUUUUUCCCUUUCUUUUGCAGUCUUCCCCUUUGGCAAGAUUGCCAUGAAUUAUGGAGUAAAAAACGCAGACGGCAAAAGCAAAUGGGAAUGAGUGAUGAUGCAACCGCACCCAAAGUACCCCGUAAAGACUUGUCUUUAAGCAUGGAUGACAGUAGAAAUAACACACCCCAAGGAAUGCAGACAUCUUCACAGAUAAAAACUCAGGGAUUUCCUAGUCUUGGAUUAGGUGAGUAUACAAAGCUGCAGUAUGUGUAAUAUUGGAUACACCGAUUUAUUGAUAUACUUCAUUAUUUUUAAAGAAAAAGAUAAAUGUUAAUUGUCUAGUAUAUAUUAAGAUCUCAAGUUAGAAGGUGACUUUUGCAAGCUUACUAUGUCAGUCUGGCUUCAUCUGUGAAAUAUGGUAAUGCAAUUAAAGUAGGUUAGGUAUCAGUUCUUCAUUUGAAAGAUUUUUCAGCAUUCACACUUCACAAGUACGUUUUCCAAAUAAAAAGCAAACCUACACUAUAGGUGUGUCCGUGCAUAGUGCACAUAUGAUAAAACUCACAUUUAAAGGGACACUCCAGGCACCCAGACCACUUCUGCCCAUUGGAGUGGUCUGGGUGCCAACUCCCACUACCCUUAACCCUGCAACUGUAAUUAUUGCAGUUUCAAUAAACUGCAAUAAUUACCCUGCAGGGUUAAGGCCUCCCCUAGUGGCGGUCUACUAGACAGCCACUAGAGGGCGCUUCCGGGAUCAUAGCACAUUAUCUGUGCUAUAGCGUCGCUGGACAUCCUCACGCUGUGUGAGGACCUCCAGCGUCGCUAAAUUCCCCAUAGGAAAGCAUUGCUUUCCUAUGGAGAGGUUUAAUGCACAUGCACAUGCGCAUUAGGUCUCCCCAUCCGGUGGGGGGGGAUCAGUCUCCCCCGCCGCCUGACGUAAUGGAGAGGAGCGGCGGCAGAGGAAGAAGCAGCGAUGUGGGACAUGUCUCUGCCUCUGGUAAGUGACUGAAGGGGUUUUCACCCCUUCAGCAACCGGGGAUGGGAGGUGGGAGGGAGAGUGGACCUGCAGUGCCAGGAAAACUGAUUGUUCUCCUGGCACUGGAGAGUCCCUUUAAGGAAUAAAAAGUCAAGUUGACAAUUCUUGUGUUGACAAACUAAUGGAGUUUGUGAUGUUUAAAUUGUCUUCAACUAAAUAUUGGGUACAAAUUAUAUAUUUGUUAACUUGGGCUUUUUCCAAAGAAACUUCUGUUAAUAGAUGUUUGGUACAUCUCUACACUUGAACGUCACAAUAAUGUAAAACACUGCUUAACUUUUAAAAGUCUUAUUUGAUUUAUUUUAGGUAACCUAGGUGCUGGUCAUCAGCUUAGCCAGAGUGAAGUGGCCAUCUUAUUGAAUCUACUGCAGUCUCAAGCCAGUGUCAACAUGGCACAUUGUGUACAGCAGUUGAACAUUAAGUUGAAUCCUGAAGCUCAACAACAGUUGAACAAUGUAACUCUCCCUGCUGGAAUCGUAGCUGCGGCUACCAAGCAGCCAGAACAAAAAGAAGAACCCCUUCCUCAAGUUCCAACAACUCAGCCUGAGCUGCCAUCCUUUCCACAAUUACCAAAACUCAAGGCAGAUGGUGCUCCACCAGCUGUGCAGAAUGCACUGGCUCUUUUUUUGUCUCAGCUAGUGAAAGACAAAGAACCUAAGACAAGUGAUGGUGCAAGAGAAGAUGAAAUUGAAGAGAAGUUGGACAAUGAGAGUUCACAGCCCAAGAGACCUCCAAGUCCCUCACCAAAUGGUAAGCGAAGAGGAUUUUUUUUUCCACUUCGUUAUGCAUAAAAUCUUUUCUAAACAUAUGCCAUAAAACAGGCUUCCUCUAGAUGUUGCUGAACUACAACUGCUAUGAUUCAAUGAAUGAAAUAGGCUGAUAAUCAUGGGAGUUGUAGUUCAGCAACAUCUGGAGUUUGGGGAAGCCUGCCAUAAAACAAUGUUUGAAUAGGGUAGUACUACUUCUUUCUUGUAUUCACAGUUACAUACAUAGAUUCGAUCUCCACAAAAAAACAUACCUUAUAUACUGAAAAAAGCCUACAGAUGGUUUUUGUUUUAGUUUUUAAUGUUUUUCUUUUGAUAUAAAAACCAUACAAUCUACAAAAAUAAGGGAUAAUGCUGCUUACUGUAACAUGUUUUGUUUUUCUUUUCUGCUUUUCAGUCUCUAGCUUUUUAUUAUAUUGUGACAUUUAACUACUUAACUUCGACACACACAGUAAACUUUAUGGCUGAUGAGUCAAAGUUCACCCUACAAACUACUGUAUGAUAACUACCUGUUCCCCCUAUCGACAGUGUUAAUAAAGCUCCUACAGCCAUGGGUCUCUCCAAUCGUUUACAGCAGUAGACUACAAUCUUGACAAACUUUGGGCAAAACAUCAGCUCCAUGAUGAAUCAUGUACAAAAUAAGACAAUAUAUUGUGGCGUUUUGAGAAUUUUUAUGGCAAAAGUAGCAAUAAUAUAAAAAAAAUAAACCUAAAUCAAAUGCAUUGCAUUUUAGUGGUUAAUAUUUUGUAUGUCAUACUAGUUUAUCCUAUUUCUGUUAAGAUUCAUCAAGCACUGCUUUAUCUGAACCUGGCUAAGGUUAGAGAAAACAGUAGAGUCAAAUUAGAGACAAGUCUGUAUUAGCCUUUUAAUGCUGUAGAGUCAAAUUAGAAACAAGACUGUAUCAGAAAUCAGAUCUGCUGUUUGACUGAUUGAAAAGAAGAAUGGCAAGUUUCAACUCUAUAUAACUUCUCCAGAAAACUAGCGAACUACAAUAAAGGGGAGUUAUUAAAGUCAAAAGAUAUAUUGGUGGUGGUUUAUUUUUAUUUUUUUUCCUCCUCAUCAUGAUUAAAGGAACACGUCAGGCACCAAAACAACUUAAUUGGAAUGAAGUUGCUAUGGUAUCCUGAGGUCCCUGGCACCAGAGUACAUUUAGGAGAUUAACCCCAAAGUUCAGUAUCCAGUGCUUGAUCAUUCUGUCACCUGUCCUUCCGCUGCUCAAAAUCUUGAAAUUAGGAAUCUUCGGCUAGGGUCACCACCAUUGACGUUCUAAGCCAAUCAGUAGCUCUGAUUGUAUGUAUGUAUGUUUCUCAAGCUGUUUUGUGAAUGUGGAGCUACUGAUUGGUUUAUAUCAGUGGUUACCAAACCAGUCCUCUCACGGCCCACCAAUAGUCCAGGUUUUGUCAGUGUCUCCAUUGUAAUAUAACUGGGAAAUACAUGAAUCGUAGAUUGUUGGUGGGCGAUGAGGACUGGUUUGGGAACCAUGGGUAUAGAGCAUCAGCUGACCCUUCAGCCAAUUGACAGCACCUCUGGCCAAGGCUUCCUCUUUCAGGAUUUUGAAUAGCGUAAGGAUGUGGCAGAGUGAUCAUAUUCUUUGUGAACUCCAGUGGUGUGUUGACGGGGAUAUUUAACCAGAUGUUUUGUCAGUGAAUUGCUGAUAAAAUUCUAUGAAGUCUCUAUAUAUAGCCUAACAAACCUACAGUUCCAGCAUACCAAAUUUUGCAGUGUUUUUAAAACUCUUUAAAACAAAUUUCUUUGUAUAUUUUGCAUUAAAACUGCCAAAAUGAAAAUUUUGACGUUAAUAAAAUUUUCGGGGAUAUUAGUAGAAAUUUAUUUCAUUUUACGUAUAGUUUAUAAAACCAAACCAUACUUGUUCGUUGGAAAAGAAAAUGUAAUAUGAAUUAGUGCAUAAGUCACUAAUGCAAGGACCUCUAAGGUGCUACUGCUUCUUGUUACAAUGUGUAUCAAAUAAAUUUUUUUGCUGAAAAAUCUUAAAGAUUUAGUUUGGGCAUAUUUAAAUAUAUUUAAUGCUAUGUUGUUCCUCUUUUUGAACACAUUGUACCGGCAGUUAGCUAACUUGUCCUUUACUUAUUGUAUUGCUUUGUACCAUUAUUGAAUAUAUAAAUAUAUAUUCGAUCUACAUCAACACUUAGAGGUGUAUGUGUAUAUAGCUUAUUUAGUGAAAAAAUAGAUUUUUCAGGUCCUUAGUGAUCAAAGAGAAAGGCAACUAAAAUUCACAAUUUGACAAUAAUUUUAUGGCUACUUUAUUAAAACGGGAAUUGCAAUUUUUAGACCAAAGGUUAGCCAACUUGGAAAAAUUGUCCUGCUUUACGAUUUUCUUUUAAAACUAGUAACCUGUGUUUGGAAAAUAGAACUAGAUAAAAAAAAUUUUUUUGUUUCCUGGGUGUGACGUAGGGUGUUGGCAAUAUUAAAAGGAGCUAAAUAUGAAGGCAAUAUGACUCCUACACCUUAUGAAAAUGCAGCAGUUAAAUAUUUUCUAACAGUCCUGUUUUUAGAGUUGUUGACCUGUAGACUGGAGAGACACACAGGGUUAUUCACUGAACUCUGAAUUAUCAUAAAACGGAGGCAAAAAUAGCCAAGUUGUUACUAUGGCUGAGUUUGAGAAUGUUUCUCCUUUUUGCUGUUUACGUGUAAUUUGUGUAAAAAAAAAAAAAAAAAAGUUUAGUGAAUAACUGUUGGUUUGUAAACUGAGGAAAGUAAGGAAAAAUUUCACCAAAGAAUAGAUCUAUGUACAGUCAGCUUAUGGACGAUUCUGUAAUCCAACUAGCUGAUGGAAUCAAAAAACAGCCAUAAGAUUGUCUUCAGCCAUGAAUCCUUCAAGUUCAGUUCAAGGUCUGUUCUCAGACCAUGGUGGCUCAGGAAGACCCUGGCCUUCUUUGCUGUUUGGUUACAGACAAUCGCUUUUGUUACAAUUCUUCUAAGUUUGUUUUGAUUUACCGAACUUUAAAUGCCUUAUUUCAUUUUUGUAUUAGAUGAAAAUGACUUGGAAGACAGCUGUAAUCCACACCUCCAAUCUCCACACAUCUUGCCACCAGAUCAGCGCCCUCCAGAACCACCUGAGCCCCCUCCAGCCUGUGUGGAAGAUCUUGAUUACAGAACAGAAAGCCAACAUGUACACAAUGCUAGCAUAGCUGCUGGUGAACAACAUGCAAAAGUAAAAGCACCAUUGCAUAAUAUCGUUCAACAUCAAUCUCAGGAAGAAGACACAGGUGGUACAAGUUUCCCAGUUAGAACACCAUUUGUCAAGGCAGCAGAGUGCACUGAAAAAUUUGGAUCAUCUUUCCUCCAAACCUCUUUCAAUAAUGAUAGAGCUGGCAAUAUUUCCACCAGUAUUUUAGAAAGGCAUCCGGAUAACCAGCCUUUAAAUAACUACAGUACUCCAUCUCAGACUAGCAACAGGCUAAUGGCCCCUUCAGCUUUUCCAGAGCCUUUCUGUAACACUGCCACUGGAUACCAGGACAGCUACCUCAGUGCUGAUUCCAUGUUGUUCAGUGGUGACAAGGACCAUAGGUUUGAAUACAACCGCAGCCCUACUGUUCUUCUGAGAAAUAAUGAUUGCUCUACUCGAUUGGACAAUAGUCAUUCAUUGCCAACAAAGAUGCAUAAUUUUAGCUACAGCACUAACCUACCAGAACACAUUGGUAUGUCUGAUCAUAUGCAUGGUCAUGCGUGGACAUCCCCUCUACAGGGACCUGCUUUUCCUCAAGGACAUCGGGGUCAUAUGGGCACAUAUGUCAGAGGUCAAGGUCGGGGCUUACCAUUCUGAGUUAUUUUUUUUGUUUUGUUUUUUUUCUUUCUUUUUUUUUUUUUUUUUCUUCCCUCAGGCAAAAAAUUUCUAUGUGGAAUGACUUCUGACUUUUCAGUGUAGCUGCAUUUUACAGCAGCUCUCUAUAAGAUAUCAACAAUAAUUCAGCAGCUUUAUUUUUACGUGGAAAUUGUCUUGAAAUAUAGUAAAUUGAGGGGAGGAUAGUAACUGCAAUUCAUUAUGUGUUUUGAAAACUAGAAAGCUAAUUUACAUAAUGACAAAUACUAGUAAACAAAAAUCUUUAUUUUGUACUUUAAAGUUUUAUGUUAAAUAUUAAUUUCAAGGGCAUCCUCUGGUAUAUUUUCCCCUGGCACAUGCAAGAAUUUUGAAGAACUUUGCAUAUUUGUGAGGUUUUUUUUGGUUUGUUUUUUUUGUACUUUUGGACCAAUCUUUGGACAAAAAUAAGGAAAUUACGCUCCGAUAACUUUUGGUAUAUGUUUAUUUGUAUAAAAUAAAUUUAAAAAAAUAUAUAUAACUACCUUUUUUUUCAGUCAUAGGCCACUGUCAAUCUUUACACAGCUUUUGAUGUCAUUGUGGAAACUGUACCUUGUGCUCAUUUCAUACAAAAAACAUUUUCCUCCCCUUAUGAUUCAAACGUUUUAUCAACUGUUUUUUUCUCUUUUAAACCUAAGGAAAUAAAUGUUGAUCAAAACGAUUAACUGCCUCAUUAAGUGUCUGAUUUUAUAUUUAUUUUGUUUUUUUAAAGCAAUUACAUUUCAUUUUUGAAGAGGUGAUUUGUUGGGUAGUGAAAACUUCUUAUUCUAUUUCAGUAAUCUCAAACCUUAUGAUUUUUAAUAUAGUAGAUGGGAUGAUUAAAUGGAAACUAUGGAUUUUAAAUGCUACAUAUACUCCACAUAUUUAAAGGAAUAUUACAGCGUUGGCAAUACAAACCUAUACAUUACACAUAUUUAGGUUGCUCUCCCAGGUAAUGGUUUAAACCAGUGUGGUUGUGAAAUUUGGUAAGUCUUGAGCUGCAUUACUUAUUAUGUCAAGUCAUCAUAUGUCUUCUUACUGUGCACUUCUGGAUUUCAAGAUCGGUUUGUGUGCUCUGGGAACAUCAUUGGUAAGUAUUACUAUCUUAUACUUAUAAAAUUUGUAUAUUGUAAUCCUUUUUUUUAAAAUUGGUAAUUGAUACCUAUUUUUUACCGCUGCACAUGCACAAGAGCCUCCCAAUGCAUUCCUAUGGGAAAACAUUGGAUUGGCUGAGAUCAAUUCUGAUGAUCUCCACCAAGGAGUCGGAUUGGGAGUGGAGCAAGCACAAGUGUACCCGCACAGCACUGUAAUUAAGGUUAGAGGGUUGGUGAGAUUGCAGCUGCUGAACGGAGGAAACAUUUGUGUUCAAGGAAACUUCUAAACCGAACUAGGAGGAACUGUCCUAAGGGAAAUCGUGAGUUUGUCACGGGAGGUUAACUCUAGAACAGGGUCUCUGACUUGGACCAUAGUCGGUGGGCAGGAGGCCAGCUUCCACACUCCUCUAAUAGUUCAUGGCAAAUGUCCAUGUUAGAGGGCGUUUGUCACACUCUAGAUACGCUAUCAUUAUUGUGGUUGCAGGGUGAUAAGGAAACCUCUAAUAGAUCCUCUGAACCAAUACCGAGGGAAAUUACCAGUUUAUUUAUUGCAGCAAGGCAGCCUAACAGUCAUCAGGAAUCAUAUUUAAACGCUGAAGAAUACGAGGGAUAGCAAGCUCCUGAGAAAGUCUCCCGAGAUGAAAUGAGUUGAGCAGAGUGAGGUGUAUAAACUAAUCCCGAGGUCCGGUUGCAGCAGUGGAGUUCCAAGCCUGGGCCCAAGAACAUCUUUAAAGUGUGGACUAAGCUACAUUGGAUAGAUUUGGUGGGAUUGUGCCUUUUGGUACUAUGCGUUUUUGCACAUUCAUUUAAGUACAUGCCAUGUUCUCCAUGUGAGUGAAUUUAUUUGUUUAUGCAUUAAUUCUUUGUUAAAGGUUACACUAUUAUAUGUUUUCUUUUCUCUUUCAUGAGGACUUAUCGAAGUUGGUAAUUAUAAGAGCACAGUAGUGACUGUGGCGCCUUGAUCUCCUUGGUCUUUUACGUAUUUUUAAUAGGAGAUUUGGUGCAGACCAUAGGAUACUCUAUAAAAUGACAACAGCAUAGUAAGAGCGGAUGUGAAUAACAGUAAAUUAGAAGUUUUACUUUGAAAACCUGAGUUAUUAGGACCUCUGUUAUUUUUUAUCCCUUUUGGUAUUAUCUGUUGUUGGUGUAACUAAAAUGCACUGUGACUAUUUUUUGCUCAUAAUAAAUAUUCCUUUAUUAAGUUCUGCCUUUGUCUGGUAAAGAAUCACAUUACCUGAAGAGACUAAUUAGUGCUUUGCAAUUGCUUAAAUAUUGUGCCAAGUUAUAUUGGGUGUUUUUUUUUUUUCUUUUUUGACAUUCUUUAUUUGUAUGUAGUAAGGUUACAAUACAGGUCAAAUCAUAUCAAAAGACACGGUAUAACAGGUUUCGUAAGGCCCCUAAACCUUAUGCCCAACAAUAUUUGUAGGGUUUAUUCCUAGGUUUCCCCCCCUCUCCACCCCCCCGCCGUAUUAGCUCCCUCCCCCCCACCAACCCCCCCCAUCCCCACCAGUCUUGAUCAGGCCUCAUUUCUCCGUUUCUUAGGCCUAGUGAUCUUAGUAGACUUUUAUGUUGGACCUGCCUUUUAGAGGGGAACACCAUUCCCCGACCAACCCCGAGCCUAUUUGCCUUAUAGAGUGGGCCGGGACCGCUGUGGCUUGCCUUUCGUCCGGCGUUUAGCAAGUGUUCCACCAUGUGCGUGGGCAUAUAUUGUAGUUGGCGAGGUGCAGGACCUUGUUUGGCUUGCAGUGGGAGUGAAGCUCCUCUGGCUCGCGCAGGGGGUGGUGGUCCCCUGGGUCCAGAUGCGGUCCCCGCGAGCCCCCCCUCGGUGGUAUUCUGUGUCGUUCGGGUGUAAUGCCCGGGGUCCGGCACCCCCCCCCCUCUGAUGAGUUGUUAAAUUUAACCAUGGCCGGGCUGUCUCCGGCCUGCCUGCUAUCUGUGGCUGUCAUGUGUUUACUCCAGUCAAGGUCCCCUUUCCUCCCCUGUCGGUCACCUUCGCUUCGUCGUUGAGGCAUGUGGAGAGAGAGAGAGAGAGAGUGAGAGAAGAAGAGGAAGAAGAGAGGAGGGAAAAAAAAAAAACGGGGGGGAAGGGAGGGGAAGGUCCCGCGCGGCCGCAGUCCAACCUCCUCCCACGCUACUCCGCCUCCUCGUCUGGCCUCAGACGGUCCGCCCUCGGCCGCCCCCACCUCCGGUCCGAGCUGUAGGAGAUCCACGGUGUCCACAGGCGAGUGCAGCGGUCUUGCGUGCCCCUGAGUUCUGCCGUAAGAAUUUCCAUGUUAUAAAGUUCAUCGACUUUUUCUACCCACUGAGUAAUGUUUGGGACAACUGGCGAUUUCCAUCUGGCGGGGAUGAGGCUUUUGGCUGCGUAAGAAAGUGUCUGAUAAGGGUUUUCUUGUAACGCCCCAGGGGUAUCUGAGUGUGGUUUAAAAGCAUAGGGAGGGGCUCCAUGGGGAUGUCUUCCCCCAGGAUGUCCACCACUUUGUCAUGGAUCUGUUGCCAGAAGGGGGCUAUCCGAGGGCAAGACCACCACAGGUGUAAUGCCGUCCCUUCGGCGAUGUCACAUCUCCAACACUUGUUGUCGGGGGUGACCCCCAUGGCAUGGAGUCGUACGGGGGUCCGGUACCAGUGCGUCAAUAGUUUAUAAUGAAGUUCCUGCAUUUUAGAACUAAGUAUCCCCUGGUGGGACAGAACAUGUAUUUGCUCCCAUUGUGGUUCCGUUAAGGUGACGCCUGUGGCUUGUUCCCACUUUGAGUGGAAGUGUGCCGGGGGACCCGCAUCGGCACCCAGGAGCAUGGCAUAUAGGGUCGAUAUCCCGCGUGUCGGGUGCGAUCCCCCUUCACAUAGCGUUUCAAAGUGUGUGAGGUCUCGGUGGAUCAAGUGUUUCCCCUGAAGUGUGGCAUAGUACCGGCGUAUCUGGUGGUACCUAAAUCGUAAGAUCCCUGUCUCCCUACUCUGGCCCAGCAUGUCUUCCAGCGGCCUUAGGGCUUUAUUAGCACACCAUGCCCGAAGGUAUUGUUUCGUCCCCUCCCCCAGUCCCUCAAUAUCCCCCUGUGUCAGGCCUCCCGCCAGGUCUGGGUUGUGUAUCACAGGUGUCAGGGGGGCCGGGUUCGUGGUGAGCUGCAGCUUGAAACGGAUGGUUGUCCAUGUUCUCAGUGUCGCUCCUAUGAAUGGGUGGUUCCGCAGGAAACCAUCGCAUGUCGGGUUUUGUAUCCAUACCAUCGAUGGAAUACGCCCCCUGGCCUGAAGCCGCUCCAUAUGGACCCAUUGUUUGUCCGAGUCCAGGACAUGCCAUUCUAUAAUUCGUAAGAGGUGUGUCGCUUGGUAGUAACCGAGUAGGGACGGUAGGGCUGUUCCACCACGAUGUCUCGGGAGUAUCAGUUGUGUCUUUCUUACCCUCGGCGGUCCCUUCGCCCAGACGAAUCGCAGUAUAGCCGAGCCCAAGGUGUUGAAGUAUGUUCGCGGGAUCGCGAUUGGAAUGGCCUGGAAAAGAUACAGCAAGCGUGGCAACAGAUUCAUCUUUAUUGUGUUGAUCCUCCCAAACCACGACACGCAUAGGCGUCCCCAUCUGAGCAAGUCCACACGGAGCGUUUGGAGAAUCGGGAGAAAGUUUUCUUGAUAGAGUUUCGUCAGGUCUCUAGUUAACCAGAUCCCGAGAUAUUUUAUGCGCUGGUGGCACCAUUUAAAGGGGAAUUCUCCUGUCAGCCGUUCGACCAACUCGGGGGGUAUAGAGAUGGGGAGGGCCUCUGACUUGUCCGUGUUCAAUUUGAAGUUAGAGAUCCGUCCGAACCGCUCAAAGGCCGCCAACAGGUUGGGCAAGGUGAUCAAAGGGUUGCUCACGAAGAAAAGGAGGUCGUCCGCGUAGGCCGCCACCUUGUGCGUGCCGUCCCCCAGGUUGACCCCCGCAAUGCCCCCGUCCUGUCUGACCGCCUCAAGAAAUGGCUCCAGAGAGAGGGCAAACAGGAGGGGGGAAAGCGGACAUCCCUGGCGUGUCCCGUUACGUAUCCGAAUCGGUGUGGACAGGACCCCAUUAAUGCGUAGUUGAGCAGUCGGUUCCGCAUAUAGCGCGGAGAUCCACUGCAGUAUAUUCGGUCCGAACCCCAUUGCCUUAAGUGUUUCUAGGAGGUAUCGCCAGUCCACCCGGUCGAAGGCCUUCUCCGCGUCAGUGGAGAGGAGCAGGCCCCCGACCGGCGAGUUCCGUUGCAUGUGCAUGAUGUUUAGCGCUCUGAUUGUGUUAUCUUUGGCUUCUCGACCGGGUAUGAAUCCGGUCUGGUCCGGGUGGAUCAAGGAUGGGACUAUGCGGCCCACUCGCGCCGCCAGGACCUUCGUAAACAGCUUGAGGUCUGCGUUUAGUAGAGAAAUGGGUCUAUAGCUCGCACAGGCCGCCGGGUCUCUUCCCUCUUUCGGGAUAACCGCGAUCGUUGCCAGUAGGGUGUCCCCCGGUAGGCGUGCCCCCUCAAGGAGAGAGUUCAUGCCCGCCAGCAAUUCUGGUAGGAGGACAUCCCCAAAGGCCUUGAGGUAUCUGGCGGGGAGGCCGUCCGGUCCCGGGGCUUUAAGUUGUGUGUUCUUCAGGGCUGCCGUCAGUUCCUCGAUCGUAAUGGGGGCAUCAAGGUCUUCCCUUUGUUCUUGCGUGAGAGUCCGGUGUACGUGGUUUUCCAGGUACUCCCUCGUCAGUCUCGCCGUCCUUUCCCGGCCCGUGCUUGUCUCAUCUUUCUGGAUAUCGUAUAGGCCGGUGUAGAAGUUCCGGAAUUCCUCGACUAUUUUGUCUGGUACCUGCGUGAGGGCGCCGCUCUUUGUCCGCAGCUUAGUGAUCUGGUUCACGCGGCGUUGUUGUCUCAGCAUUCUGGCUAGCAUACGACCGCAUUUGUUGGAGUGUUCAUAGUAAUAGCGAUGGGCUUUUUUCAUCGUGUAGGCGAGGUUUUUCGUGAGCAGAUGUUGUAGGUCUCGGCGGGCCUCUCGGAGCGCAUGGUACGCCUCUUCCGUCGGUGCGGCUUUGUGGUCUUGUUCUAAGCUGGCGACUUUCGUAUAUAGCUCUUGUAGCUGCCUACUGUGUUCUUUCUUCCGCGUUGUACAUACCUUGAUGAAAUGUCCCCGAAUGACGCACUUAUGGGCCUCCCACCGAAUCAUUGGGGAGGUGUCAGACGGAUCGUUCUCAUUGAAGUAAUGACGGAGCGCUGUCGUAGCGUCCGCUAUGGUGACCGGGUCGCUAAGUAGUUGUUCAUUCAGUUUCCAUUGGCGUCUUGUGGGUUUAUGCAGAGGCGAGGUCAGCUGGGCCAGUACCGGCGAGUGGUCCGACCAAGCGUCCAGUAGGAUUUCACAUUUUUGUAAUAGAUUCAGGUAUUCUUGUGCAAUAAAGACAUAGUCUAAGCGGCUGUAGCCGCGGUGCACCGGGGAGAAGUAUGUAAAAUCCUUGGCCUCUGGGUGCAUGACUCUCCAGCAAUCCGCAAGGCUAGCCGUUCUGAGUGCCAAUUGUGUCGCUUUGAUGCUUGCGUCCGGCAGCGAGCACCGUCCCCGGGAGGUGUCCGUCCGCGGAUCCAAUGGUAUGUUGAGGUCCCCGGUUAGAAUUAGGAGCCCCUCCCUGAAGUGUUCCAGCGAUUUUAGGGUUCUGGUGAGAAAACUGUGUUGGGCGCAUAUAUGGAGGCAAAGGUGUAGCGCCUGUCUGCAAUGGAGCCCUUGAGGAAGAUGUAGCGUCCCAGUGGGUCGGCCUUGAUCUCCGCACACACGAAGGGGACAUGCGUGGCGAAGAGAAUGGCCACUCCUGCCUUCUUGGCUUCCCUAUGGUUAGCAAAAUAUCCAGUGGGGAACCGUCGGUCUCGGAGGGCCGGUCCUGUCUGUCCGCGGAAGUGUGUCUCCUGGAUGAAGGCCACAGAGAUUCUAUUGGACCAAAGUGCCCGUAGUAAAUGUGAUCUCCGUUCCGGCAGGUUCAGGCCCCGGACGUUGUUGGACCAGAUGCGCAGAGGAGCCGGGGCGAACCCCUCUCGGCCCCGGGAGGUCAUGAGAGCUGGUGCCGCCGCGCAGGGGCGGGGGGCGAGGUGUCAGGGGCGGGAAAAAAGAAGGGAAAAAAAAAAGGGGGGGGAGGUGGUCGUAGGUAGAGGGUCGUCAGUAGACCUGUUAUAGAAUAACAGAAAGAGUUAAACAAGGUGAGAACUAUGUACAGUGUCAGACUCAGCUGUCUAGGUCGGUGAGUCAGUAAGGGGUGGACUGUCCCACGUAAAUAUGUCCCCCCUUGUCGCUCCCCCCUAGUGUGUUAUACAGUAUGUCUGUGGGUACGUGAGCGUCCGCAGGCGCAGGACUGUGAAGGUGGGUCUAAGAGUCGUCACUGUCAGCUCCCCCUUAGCCCGUGCUGUCCCGCAGUAGUCCUCCUCUUUCCGGAGGCUAUACCUCGGUGCCUGGUCAUGCCCCUGUCCCAUCCCCCAGGUGGACCCCCCCCCAGGGUGGCAGUGCAAUUGAUAUCCGCGUAUCGCGGCUGCCGUUUCCAGCGUACCGUGGCAGCCCAGCUACCCAAGCAGACCCUAUGCCCCUCUCGCCUCUGGCAGACUUUACUCGUUUGGCGUCCCGCCCCCCCCCAUCCCCGUGACCCCAGGCCACCGCUCCGGUGCGGGCUAAAGGCCCUUCUCCCCCUGUCUCUUUGCUUUCCUUCCCCGUCUCGCCCCUGGCUCAGGGUGUGUGCUCUAUGGGCUGGUGUUGAGUGGGCUCGGUAGUGCAGAGGCCAUCCCUCCUCACAUCCCCGUGGAGGACAUUUACUCGUCUCCCUCACGUCUCGCAUGGGUGCAGUGGGGAGCUGCGGGGCUUCCCGCCUCCCCUCCAACCCAGUAUGGGGGGGCAGGUUGCUAAGUGUCCCGAGAGAAAUGCAGGUCCGCUCCGUGCUCUCCCCUCCCCCCACCUCGUAGCCAUCAGUCCCCCAGGACCUUGCCCAUGUCCUCCCCCACUUCCAGGGUGCAGUCCUCGAUUCCCUCCCCCAGUGCCCUCCCAAAGCCCAGUGAGCCCCCUACGACUCCUUGAGCCUAAACUUUACCAGUGUAGCAAGUCCAGGGGCAAAAUGGCGGGCCAGUCCCAACUCCAGGAGCGGCAGUCCGGGCCCCGGCAGGGGAAGAAGCGACACCCCAUGUCCAUGAACUCCCUUUCAGGUUGGGGUGAGCCGCGACUUGUGAGGUGCCUACGCCUCCCACCCCACCUGGCUAACCUACUCCCUCUAUGGGCAGGUGCAGACCCGUAUCCCGGCUCCCCCCCAGUACCUUGCGGCCCGGCUGA